Messenger RNA from Pocillopora meandrina, 70302 nucleotides. NCBI's taxonomy places the organism in Eukaryota, Metazoa, Cnidaria, Anthozoa, Scleractinia, Pocilloporidae. The record is from the annotation of a GenBank genome assembly.
AUGCAUCCUUGGGAUCUCUCAGCGAGUGCUUCCUUGUCUUCCCUGACCAUAGCGGAGAUGAUUCAUGGAACUGGAGGAGGUCCUCUUUAUCUUGUGCAGACGCCUGCUGGGGAAGAGCUGCUCUCAGUUAAAUUUGUUAUGGUAAAAUACCCUAUGUUGUGAGGAGUAGUGCGUUUAUUAAAGACCCAGGUUUGAGCAGUAUGUAUUACGCGCAGCGUUGGCCAUUUGCGGCCAUCAACUCGAUGUUGAUUAUGGGACAAGCUUCGGCAAAAAAAUACAAGCCUCGCUCCCGUGAAAAGCAUUGCGAAAACAGUGGCGCGCAAUGCUUACUGGGUCUCUAAUGAUGUGGGCUUUUGAUAAGUCAUAGGAAGCCUGGAAAUUCAUGGCAUUUCACAGAUUCAUUUGAGGUCGUAGAAGGGAGUACGGUUAAUCUUGGAAUUGGUAAAAUUACUAAUCUUUAUAAUUGGGAAAUACUGUUAUACAUGCUUAAGUAGAAAGGGAAAAAUAGCAUGUUAUCCUGAGCCAGAGGCAUUCAGUGUUUUGGUACUUUGAGGAUGUUUUUGUUUUCAAAUUUAUAGGAACGAUACUCUGUAUUUUCCUCAUCAGCAUGCAGAUUCGAGAAACAAGUUUUUUUUCUUUGUCUUUGGAGUAGUUAAAUAAUUGACAGGAGAGUUAUUGUUUCUGGAUAUCAGUUUCGUGCUUUCCGGGUGUAGAGGUCUACAUCUGCAGCACCAUAUCUGUUUAUAAUUGAAGUAUUAAACCUUGAACCCUAAUGAAAGAGUAGCGUCAAAUUUCCCCCUUCAGUACCACCCCAGAAUCGUAUUGUGAGGUCACAGGCUCUUGAUUGCUGAACAAAUUCUCCUUGUCAGGGUCUGAGGAAAUGUAUAGAGAUCAGUGUGGAGAAUAUGUAUGUUGUUGUUAGUUUGUAAAGGUUUACUUACUGCUUUUGAUGUCAAUUUUAGGUGGAAUCAGACCACCCAGAGUACAGCUCAACAUUCAAGUCCACUAAGCAGUCUGUUACUGUGGAAUUUUCUUCACUGCAAGUAACACUGCAUCAAGAAGCUCUGCUCAACAUCAUCGAUGUUUCAACCAAAAUGCUUCCACCUAGGUGCUGUAAUUUUAAUGUAGCUUAACAACAGUUCAGGCCUACUCUGUUUUGGCCUGAAGCCUUUCGCAUCCUCUUACGUGGAGACAUUUGUAAUUAACGGAGAUGUUUGGCUUUUGGAAACAGGCAGUUCAAAUAAUUCAUGAUUUGGUAACUGAGAGCGGAGCUCGCAGCGCGCGUAGCGAUGCCCUAUACCUAUCAAAAAGUGGAAGUUGAUGUAACCUAUGAAGCCGAAAAAAAUUUAUUCAUCAUUUAAGAAAAAUAUCAGUCGUUUUUUUCUCGAACACCUUUAUACCGUCUUUGGUUGGAGUUUAAAUCCAAUCCUGACACGUAAAUUGUAAUGUGCAUUUACACAGAAUUACAGAUAUAAUGUAGUUUUCAUUGAAUGUACAUAUGUAUAUAUGUAUAGAUUGUAUAGAUUACAUGUGCACAGAUUUUAUAUUGUUUUCUGUAAAUGACGUUUUUAAUGUUUAUCUAUCUAUUUCUCACACCCCUUUUGUAUACACGAAUUCAGCUUUUCAGCUGCAAAGCAUUAUUCUGUUAAACAUGCGACAACUCUCUUUCCACCAAUCGUCAGUUGAAAGAAUCUUUUUUUUCUCUUUUGCCAGUGAAGGGACAUCAGCUCUGCCACUUGUGCCUGCUGACAGUACAAAAACGAAAGGUCAAGAUGAAAAUAAAACGUCUAAGCUAGUUGCACCAAAAGGCAAAGAGAAGAAAGAUGGUAAAGAUGGAAUACAGAUUGAAGUGACUGCUAAGCUGGGAGGAAUCGAUGUUACAGUGACAUCUGUUGAGGGUGAUUUGACGCAUGUAAUUAUUGGAGGUGAGGAGUUUUUUACUUGUCUUUUAAUACAGUGUUACAGAAAGCUAAGGGUUGUUUGCAUUUGAGUCGGCUCAACCACCAUAAUUUCGUGAUGCUUAAAUGAGAUGUUGCAAAUUCCCCGUUGUCAUUUCACUAUUUUUAGAGGGGAGAGAGUAGGGCAAUAAAAGUUACACCUUUCCCGCCCCCUCUCCCCUCCGUCCACUCCAACUCUGAAUUGAACAUAGCCAGUCGGCGAAUAGGACGCUACACUGCAAGCUAUGAUGCCAUAUGUUACGCUUCUGUUCCAUACUCUUUUGAAGGAAGCAAAUGAGCAAUUGUGGUAGUUUUAAUCCGUCAAAGAAUUGGUAUUAAACGUAAUAUUUUCAGCCACUCUUUGUUCUACAUUAUGUACUUUAUGUUUCAUGAGUUCAAUAUUUUCUUCACACAAAGAGUUAUCCGCUGGCUGUGUUGUUAGAGACAGCAGAACAGACGUUACGGCCAGGUAUGUAUGACUUAAUUGUCUCAGUCAAUUUCCCUGUUCCCAUUAUCGUGAUCAAAAUCACUCAAACUUUCCUGAUCUAAAAAAUUAUAGUUUGUUAAAGAAAUUUCCAAUUGAGUACGUGUCAAAAUUUAUCCAGGAUUGCUUUGGUUUCGCUUUAUUUCGUUAUAUGAUUGGUCCAGAAACUCGCGCCAUUUCCUCAACCAAUCAGACUCAAAACUAAAACCAGUUACAACCUUGUAACUCCGUUUUUUCCCGCGCCUUAGGCGGCUUGCUUGUUUUCACUUCGAGUUCUUGUCGGCUCCUUGUGAUAUUUUCCUGGCUAUGAUUGGCUGUUGUGGAUGCUUUGGGUUUGGUUUUACGACACUCAAUCGAAAAGCCCUCUAAGUGUCUUUGUUCCAUUUCAGUAUGAAAACUUUGUCAGUGAUGGAUUCUACACCUGGGGCGAUAUAUCCGAAGAUAGUAUCCAUCGUGAACGAGGAGGUGUUUAGCCUUCAGGUGCGUAAAAUGAGGAGUGUUUAUUUUAGACUUGGAACUGAUUGACAACAAGGUCAUAUAUCAAUUUAGUUUGAGUGUUGUUCUGCACCUUUCAGUUUGAGUGUUGUUCUGCACCUUUCAUACUGCCACCAGAGAAUAUUUCCUCCAAGUGUCCUCUAGGACUGGUAAAGAAACCUCACACAAAUUCUGUAACCAAUCUCAUGUGAAAUGAUUAACCACUCUCAACCUGAUUACUGAUAACAUUUCCUUGCGUCUGUGGCAGUUUGCUUGUUUUUGCUCUGAGUUCUCAUUGGCUCGUAGUAAUAUUUUGCUCUGUUCUAAUUGGCCAUUAAUUGAGAUAACUUUGAUUUUGGUUGUACAACAAUCAAUGUAUAAGGGUUCUUUCAUGAUCAUCAUUGCUGUUUUAACCAGUGCUGUUAUUAACUUGAGUUAUGAGUAAAACUUUCUAAUUUUAGUCCAUGCCUCAUGUUCUUAGGUUAUUGCACACAAUGGUGCAACUGCCAGAAUCAAGUCAAGAGACAUGGAAGCUGUAGAUCUGAAAUUCGAGAUGGCAAUCGGUUGUAUCCGUGUCAUCUUCCUAAACAAAUUUGUGAUGAAGCUGCUGGUCAGUUAACUUUAUUAGCGUCAAUAUAUUUAGCAUUUGUAACUCUUUACAGUGACUGAAAUUGAAGUUAGUAGAACUUUAGUAUUUUGUGUUGUAUAUUUUUUUGGAAAUUUUCGGCCUUUCAUUUGAAUGAAAUGCUAUUCAUUGUGCCGAUUGUUAGUGCGCCUCGGCUAAGAGCAAUGAAAUGGCAUUUAUUAUUUUUUUUACUGAGUGGGAGUCACAUGUAACUAUUACGGCUAAUUUUGCUUGAGUAAAUAUGAUUACUUCAUCUUUCGGAGGAUGAGAUGAUUGCAAGCUCAGAUGUGAAUCUCUGUAUUUUUCAGGACUUUUGGAACAAGUUUCAGCGGGCAGAGGAUGCUAUGGAGUAUACCAGAAAAACUGCAGCUGAGUCAGCCAGUGCAACAGUGAGUCACUAGCCGUUAUUAAAACCUUUACAUCUUGACCCAUUCCACACCCAGAUCUCAUUAGUAAUUGUCCUUACUGUGUGCUAUGCAAUUCUUAUGAUGUUGUUUGAGAGAUUUUGAUGUUAGAUCAAGUAAUAAUACCCCUAAUUGAUAUUUUUAUUUAUUCUCACCACUUGUCUGCUUGAUAUUGUACUGAUUUGUGAGGAGAAACUCUAUCUUGUUCAUUCACGGGAGUAAAGGGUUUACAGCAGUAUUCACUGUUAGUAACUGAAGGGUGACGCCGUCAUAACAAGCUGUGUGAUUGACGCCCUUGAUUAGGUAUAAAUAUGUGUUUUUCUGACUUUUAGAUUCAGAGUUUGCAAAUCCAGAGCUCAAGAAUAAGCAUGAACGUUUCUAUCCAAGCACCUCUGGUUAUCAUCCCUGUGAGUUCGACGUCUCGCGAUGCAAUUGUUGCAAAUCUUGGUCAACUUAAUGUGUCAAACACCUUCAACCUUGCACAUAAUGGGAAGGAUCCUGAAGGAAGUGAUACUGUUGUUAUUGACAACAUGGUGGUGGAACUUAGUUCUGUAAAACUGUUGAGGUAUAGAAUUCAUCAUUUAUUCCAGUGCUUUUGAAACAGGUUGACUUAGUGGCUUUUUUUUCAUUUCGAAAAUGAAUUCCAAGUGCUCCCGAAAGGAGUCGAACAUACGACCUUCCGAUUAGUACUUGAGAUACUCUGCCAUUCAGGUUGAGCUGUAGGAGACUCGUGGAAAUCCAUGGUAACAAAUUCCUUGCAAUCGAUAUGAGAUACUUUUGCACGAUGAUAUAACUGAGGAUGGUAAAUUUUAAGCCUGGUGAAAGAUGAUGUUAUGCAGUGAAUGGCACAGGCAUACUCGGAAAAAAGAACUCCAAAAAUAAACGGAAAGUUCGCUGCUAGGUGAAGGCGAAGAGGUUAAAAAUGUGUUCCACACUCGUGUCUGAUGAAAAAAAUCGUUUUCCUUUGUACAAUAAGAGCUGUGAUGACCGAUGGGGAAACCAUAGGACCCACCCAACUGGUCCUUGAACCAGCGAAUGUGACGGUUCAUGUGGCUCGAAACUUGUCUCCUUGGUAUCGUGAUGUGCCUGAUAUCGAUGUGAAAGGAAAGCUUCAUGUGGUUAAGGUUAGUUUAUUGACGAACAGCACUUGAAAGGGGAAUAAACAAUUGAACAAAUUCAAAACAGAAUGGUUUACUUUUCGUACUACGAAAAGUAAACCAUUCUGUUUGCAAAUGAUUUGUUCACAUCACUGAAUAAUUUCAAUCUCGGUAUACAUUCCUUAACUCGGUAGACAUCCCUUCAGUCAUAUGGUGGCCUUUUGAAUAAAUCAACUUGGACCGCUAGAUAACUCGCCAUGUUCCAAAAGAAAAUGUUUUUUUUCAUUAAGGUAAUUAGAUUGCGAUUUUAGUUGAGGCUUAUUGCGGGAAGAAAAUCAAAGUACAGUGUGGCUGCCCAUAUUUCUCAUGACCAGAAAUUCAAGAUAAAAUGUUUUUUUUCGGAGGGUACGUGCGGUUAGUUAGCGUAAGUCAACGCAAAUUUAAACAUAACAUCGACUAACUGCCGUGUGAGGGAAUACGAGGGAAGAGGAGGUUGGGAGCAAGGAAACAGAAUCUUCCUAGAAGCAGAUUGGUGUGAAUCUUCUUCGUUCUAACUUUGUCUAAAUUACAAUUAGCCUCGUCAAAAAUUAGAGUUCAGGUAUUACUACAGACUUUUACCAGAUAUUUACAUGUCACUUGUAAUACCAGCUGUGUGAGUUCUGUCUCUGUACAGUUACGCGCUGGUGAAGAUGAAAUAAGAACUAUACUAGGGAUCUUGUUGAAGAAUCUCAGUGAAGGAGUCACAUCUCGCGCAGACGUAACACAUUUGGGUGUUUUGAGAAGUGGUACAGGAGAAGAGGAUGAUGAAGCUGAGGAAAUGGAUGAAAUGUGCCAGAUAUCACCUGAAACUACAACCGGGUACUUUUCGUUUCCUAGACUUGUAUUUCGGUUGGCUAAAGGAAAAAAAAGGGGUUUCUGAAAGAUUUUUCCUCAAGAGCCCAAACGUGAUGGUUAAAAAACACGGCAUAGAGAAAUAGAUAACACUAGAAGACUUUGGGUGUAAACCCCUCAAGCUCUCUUAUGUUUCAUUUCCGAAUAUGUUUUACGGAAGUCCGGCUACCCCUUAAUUUAUGAUUUUGAAAUUUGGCCGAUCAGGAAUUGUUAUUACAUUAUUUUUUAUACAUAAUAUAUUCCUUCUUUUUUUCCCGUAGAGAAUCCAACCUUCAACGAGCUAAGAGAGAGGAAAAAGAGGCUAUGGCGAAACAAGUUAAAGUUUCGCUUAACUUUGAAAUAGAAGAGGUGUGUUUGAGUAUUUUUCAUUGGAGUGAUCUUCUUAUGGGUCUGAUGGUUUUAAAAGUUUACAACAGAAGGAAAAUUACGAGAGCAACUUUUGAAUGUGUCGAGGGUAAUACAGGAUUGUUAGGGCUUGUUUCACUUCGUUCUGUGAACUGUCUAGAAAACUCAACGAAUCAGUUUCAAAACUAAAAUCAACCACGUCUUGUUACGCAUGUUUUCCCGCGCUUCAAACACUUUACUUAUUUCAACUGAAAUUUUUAUUUUUAUCUUGAGAUAUGUGUCUUGCCUCGCCCAACCAAAAAGCGCUCUUGAUGGUUUUUGAUAUAUCUAUUGGUAACAGAGCCAUGGAGAAGUUAUUCGUCUGCCGAUCCUAAGUCGAAUUUGAAUGAGGACUGUUGGAUUUUGUCCCCCUUUAGGACAACAGCCCCCAAUUAAACCAACUGAUCUUGAACUUUUUAUGUUGUGUUAUAGAUAUUCGUUGAUUUUAGCACUGUGGAUAGUGGAGGGAAAUUGACACCUUGUCUUGUGCUGCAUGUGAAAGGCCUGGGUACCGAUUUUGUCAUGCAUCCUUGGGAUCUCUCAGCGAGUGCUUCCUUGUCUUCCCUGACCAUAGCGGAGAUGAUUCAUGGAACUGGAGGAGGUCCUCUUUAUCUUGUGCAGACGCCUGCUGGGGAAGAGCUGCUCUCAGUUAAAUUUGUUAUGGUAAAAUACCCUAUGUUGUGAGGAGUAGUGCGUUUAUUAAAGACCCAGGUUUGAGCAGUAUGCAUUACGCGCAGCGUUGGCCAUUUGCGGCCAUCAACUCGAUGUUGAUUAUGGGACAAGCUUCGGCAAAAAAAUACAAGCCUCGCUCCCGUGAAAAGCAUUGCGAAAACAGUGGCGCGCAAUGCUUACUGGGUCUCUAAUGAUGUGGGCUUUUGAUAAGUCAUAGGAAGCCUGAAAAUUCAUGGCAUUUCACAGAUUCAUUGGAGGUGGUAGAAGGGAGUACGGUUAAUCUUGGAAUUAGUUAAAUCACUAAUCUUUAUAAUUGGGAAAUACUGUUAUACAUACUUAAGUAUAAAGGGAAAAGUAGCAUGUUAUCCUGAGCCAGAGGCAUUCAGUGUUUUGGUAAUUUGAGGAUGUUUUUGUUUUCAAAUUUAUAGGAACGAUACUCUGUAUUUUCCUCAUCAGCAUGCAGAUGGUAGAAACAAGUUUUUUUUCUGACUUUGGAGUAGUUAAAUAAUUGACAGGAGAGUUAUUGUUUCUGGAUAUCAGUUUCGUGCUUUCCGGGUGUAGAGGUCUACAUCUGCAGCACUUUAUCUAUUUAUAAUUGAAGUAUUAAACCUUGAACCCUAAAGAAAGAGUAGCGUCAAAUUUCUACCUUCAGUAUCACCCCAGAAUCGUAUUGUAAGGUCACAGGCUCUUGAUUGUUGAACAAAUUCUCCUUGUCAGCGUCUCAGGAAAUGUAUAGAGAUCAGUGUGGAGAAUAUUUAUGCUGCUGUUAGUUUGUAAAGGUUUACUUACUGCUUUUGAUGUCAAUUUUAGGUGGAAUCAGACCACCCAGAGUACAGCUCAACAUUCAAGUCCACUAAGCAGUCUGUUACUGUGGAAUUUUCUUCACUGCAAGUAACACUGCAUCAAGAAGCUCUGCUCAACACCAUCGAUGUUUUAACCAAAAUGCUUCCACCUAGGUGCUGUAAUUUUAUUGUAGCUUAAUAACAGUUCAGGCUUUGGCCUGAAGCCUUUCGCAUCCUCUUAUGUGGAGACAUUUGUAUUUAAACGAGACGUUUGGCUUUUGGAAACAGGCAGUUCAAAUAAUUCAUGAUUUGGUAACUGAGAGCGGAGCUCGCAGCGCGCGUAGCGAUGCCCUAUACCUAUCAAAAAGUGGAAGUUGAUGUAACCUAUAAAGCCGAAAAAAAUUUAUUCAUCAUUUAAGAAAAAUAUCAGUCGUUUUUUUCUCGAACACCUUUAUACCGUCUUUGGUUGGAGUUUAAAUCCAAUCCUGACACGUAAAUUAUUAUGUGCAUUUACAACAGAAUGACAGAUAUAAUGUAUUUUUUAUUGAAUGUACAUAUGUAUAUAUUUAUAGAUUAUAUAGAUUACAUGUGCACAGAUUUUAUAUUAUUUUCUGUAAGUGACGUUUUUAAUGUUUAUCUAUCUAUUUCUCACACCCCUUUUGUAUACACGAAUUCAGCUUUUCAGCUGCAAAGCAUUAUUCUGUUAAACAUAUCUAUAUCUUUAUGCGACAACUCUCUUUCCACCAAUCGUCAGUUGAAGGAACCUUUUUUUUCUCUUUUGCCAGUGAAGAGACUCCAGCUCUGCCACUUGUGUCUGCUGACAGUACAAAAACGAAAGGUCAAGAUGAAAAUAAAACGUCUAAGCUAGUUGGGCCAAAAGGCAAAGAGAAGAAAGAUGGUAAAGAUGAAAUACAGAUUGAGGUGACUGCUAAGCUGGGAGGAAUCGAUGUUACAGUGACAUCUGUUGAGGGUGAUUUGACGCAUGUAAUUAUUGGAGGUGAGGAGUUUUUUACUUGUCUUUUAAUACAGUGUUGCAGAAAGCUAAGGGUUGUUUGCAUUUGAGUCGGCUCAACCACCAUAAUUUCGUGAUGCUUAAAUGAGAUGUUGCAAAUUCCCCAUCGUUAUUUCAAUAUUUUUUGAGGGGAGAGGGUAGGGCAAUAAAAGUUACACCUUUCCCGCCCCCUCUCCCCUCCGUCCACUCUAACUCUGAAUUGAACAUAGCCAGUCGGCUAAUAGGACGUUACACUGCAAGCUGUGAUGCCAUAUGUUGCGCUUCUGUUCCAUACUUUUUUGAAGGAAGCAAAUGAGCAGUUGUGGUAGUUUUAAUCCGCAAAGAAUUGGUAUUAAACGUAAUAUUUUCAGCCACUCUUGAGUCUACAUUAUGUACUUUAUGUUUCAUGAGUUCUAUUUUUUCUUCACAUAAAGAGUUAUCCGCUGGCUGUGUUGUUAGAGACAGCAGAACAGACGUUACGGCCAGGUAUGUAUGACUUAAUUGUCUUAGUCAAUUUCCCUGUUCCCAUUAUCGUGAUCAAAAUCACUCAAACUUUCCUGAUCUAAAAAAUUAUAGUUUGUUAGAGAAAUUUCCAAUUGAGUACGUGUCAAAAUUUAUCCAGGAUUGCUUUGGUUUCGCUUUAUUUCGUUAUAUGAUUGGUCCAGAAACUCGCGCCAUUUCCUCAACCAAUCAGACUCAAAACUAAAACCAGUUGCGACCUUGUAACUCGGUUUUUUCCCGCGCCUUAGGCGGCUUGCUUGUUUUCACUUCGAGUUCUUGUCGGCUCCUUGUGAUAUUUUCCUGGCUAUGAUUGGCUGUUUUGGCUUUACGACACUCAAUCGAAAAGCCCUCUAAGUGUCUUUGUUCUAUUUCAGUAUGAAAACUUUGUCAGUGAUGGAUUCUACACCUGGGGCGAUAUAUCCGAAGAUAGUAUCCAUCGUGAACGAGGAGGUGUUUAGCCUUCAGGUGCGUAAAAUGAGGAGUGUUUAUUUUAGACUUGGAACUGAUUGACAACAAGGUCAUAUAUCAAUUUAGUUUGAGUGUUGUUCUGCACCUUUCAGUUUGAGUGUUGUUCUGCACCUUUCGUACUGCCACCAGAGAAUAUUUCCUCCAAGUGUCCUCUAGGACUGGUAAAGAAACCUCACACAAAUUCUGUAACCAAUCUCAUGUGAAAUGAUUAACCACUCUCAACCUGAUUACUGAUAACAUUUCCUUGCGCCUCUGGCAGUUUGCUUGUUUUUGCUCUGAGUUCUCAUUGGCUCGUAGUAAUAUUUUGCUCUGUUCUAAUUGGCCAUUAAUUGAGAUAACUUUGAUUUUGGUUGUACAACAAUCAAUGUAUAAGGGUUCUUUCAUGAUCAUCAUUGCUGUUUUAACCAGUGCUGUUAUUAACUUGAGUUAUGAGUAAAACUUUCUAAUUUUAGUCCAUGCCUCAUGUUCUUAGGUUAUUGCACACAAUGGUGCAACUGCCGGCAUCAAGUCAAGAGACAUGGAAGCUGUAGAUCUGAAAUUCGAGAUGGCAAUCGGUUGUAUCCGUGUCAUCUUCCUAAACAAAUUUGUGAUGAAGCUGCUGGUCAGUUAACUUUAUUAGCGUCAAUAUAUUUAGCAUUUGUAACUCUUUACAGUGACUGAAAUUGAAGUUAGUAGAACUUUAGUAUUUUGUGUUGUAUAUAUUUUUGGAAAUUUUCGGCCUUUCAUUUGAAUGAAAUGCUAUUCAUUGUGCUGAUUGUUAGUGCGCCUCGGCCAAGAGCAAUGAAAUGGCAUUUAUUUUUUUUUUACUGAGUGGGAGUCACAUGUAACUAUUACGGCUAAUUUUGCCUGAGUAAAUAUGAUUACUUCAUCUUUCGGAGGAUGAGAAGAUUGCAAGCUCAGAUAGAAAUCUCUGUAUUUUUCAGGACUUUUUGAACAAGUUUCAGCGGGCAGAGGAUGCUAUGGAGUAUAACAGAAAAACUGCAGCUGAGUCAGCCAGUGCAACAGUGAGUCACUAGCCGUUAUUAAAACCUUUACAUCUUGACCCAUUCCACACCCAGAUCUCAUUAGUAAUUGUCCUUACUGUGCGCUAUGCAAUUCUUAUGAUGUUGUUUGAGAGAUUUUGGUGUUAGAUCAAGUAAUAAUACCCCUAAUUGAUAUUUUUCUUUAUUCUCACCACUUGUCUGCUUGAUAUUGUACUGAUUUGUGAGGAGAAACUCUAUCUUGUUCAUUCACGGGAGUAAAGGGUAAACAGCAGUAUUCACUGUUAGUAAAUGAAGGGUGACGCCGUCAUAACAAGCUGUGUGAUUGACGCCCUUGAUUAGGUACAAAUAUGUGUUUUUCUGACUUUUAGAUUCAGAGUUUGCAAAUCCAGAGCUCAAGAAUAAGCAUGAACGUUUCUAUCCAAGCACCUCUGGUUAUCAUCCCUGUGAGUUCGACGUCUCGCGAUGCAAUUGUUGCAAAUCUUGGUCAACUUAAUGUGUCAAACACCUUCAACCUUGCACAUAAUGGGAAGGAUCCUGAAGGAAGUGAUACUGUUGUUAUUGACAACAUGGUGGUGGAACUUAGUUCUGUAAAACUGUUGAGGUAUAGAAUUCAUCAUUUAUUCCAGUGCUUUUGAAACACGGUUGACUUAGUGGCUUUUUUUUCAUUUCGAAAAUGAAUUCCAAGUGCUCCCGAAAGGAGUCGAACAUACGACCUUCCGAUUAGUACUUGAGAUACUCUGCCAUUCAGGUUGAGCUGUAGGAGACUCGUGGAAAUCCAUGGUAACAAAUUCCUUGCAAUCGAUAUGAGAUACUUUUGCACGAUGAUAUAACUGAGGAUGGUAAAUUUUAAGCUUGGUGAAAGAUGAUGUUAUGCAGUGAAUGGCACAGGCAUACUCGGAAAAAAGAACUCCAAAAAUAAACGGAAAGUUCGCUGCUAGGUGAAGGCGAAGAGGUUAAAAAUGUGUUCCACACUCGUGUCUGAUAAAAAAAUCGUUUUCCUUUGUACAAUAAGAGCUGUGAUGACCGAUGGGGAAACCGUAGGACCCACCCAACUGGUCCUUGAACCAGCGAAUGUGACGGUUCAUGUGGCUCGAAACUUGUCUCCUUGGUAUCGUGAUGUGCCUGAUAUCGAUGUGAAAGGAAAGCUUCGUGUGGUUAAGGUUAGUUUAUUGACGAACAGCACUUGAAAGGGGAAUAAACAAUUGAACAAAUUCAAAACAGAAUGGUUUACUUUUCGUACUACGAAAAGUAAACCAUUCUGUUUGCAAAUGAUUUGUUCACAUCACUGAAUAAUUUCAAUCUCGGUAUACAUUCCUUAACUCGGUAGACAUCCCUUCAGUCAUAUGGUGGCCUUUUGAAUAAAUCAACUUGGACCGCUAGAUAACUCGCCAUGUUCCAAAAGAAAAUGUUUUUUUUCAUUAAGGUAAUUAGAUUGCGAUUUUAGUUGAGGCUUAUUGCGGGAAGAAAAUCAAAGUACAGUGUGGCUGCCCAUAUUUCUCAUGACCAGAAAUUCAAGAUAAAAUGUUUUUUUUCGGAGGGUACGUGCGGUUAGUUAGCGUAAGUCAACGCAAAUUUAAACAUAACAUCGACUAACUGCCGUGUGAGGGAAAUAGGGAGGGAAGAGGAAGUUGGGAGCAAGGAAACAGAAUCUUCCUAGAAGCAGAUUGGUGUGAAUCUUCUUCGUUCUAACUUUGUCUAAAUUACAAUUAGCCUCGUCAAAAAUUAGAGUUCAGGUAUUACUUCAGACUUUUACCAGAUAUUUACAUGUCACUUGUUAUACCAGCUGUGUGAGUUCUGUCUCUGUACAGUUACGCGCUGGUGAAGAUGAAAUAAGAACUAUACUAGGGAUCUUGUUGAAGAAUCUCAGUGAAGGAGUCACAUCUCGCGCAGACGUAACACAUUUGGGUGUUUUGAGAAGUGGUACAGGAGAAGAGGAUGAUGAAGCUGAGGAAAUGGAUGAAAUGUGCCAGAUACCAUUUGAAACUACAACCGGGUAUUGUUUCGUUUUCUAGACUUGUUUUUCGGUUGGCUAAGGGGGAAAAAAGGGUUUCUGAAAGAUUUUUCCUCAAGAGCCUAAAUGUGAUUGUUAAAAAUACGGCAUAGAAAAAUAGAUAACACCAGAAGACUUUGGGUGUAAACCCCUCAAGCUCUCUUAUGUUUCAUUUCCGAAUGUGUUCUGCGGAAGUCCGGCUAGCCCUUAAUUUAUGAUUUUGAAAUUUGGCCGAUCAGGAAUUGUUAUUACAGUAUUUUUCAGAUAUAAUAUAUUCCUUCUUUUUUCCCGUAGAGAAUCCAACCUUCAACGAGCUAAGGGAGAGGAGAAAGAGGCUAUGGCGAAACAAGUUAAAGUUUCGCUCAAGUUUGAAAUAGAAGAGGUGUGUUUGAGUAUUUUUCAUCGGAGUGAUCUUCUUAUGGGUCUGAAUUUUUUAAAAGUUUACAGCAGAAGGAAAAUUACGAGAUAAGUUUUUGAAUGUGUCGAGAGUAAUACAAGAUUGUUAGGGCUUGUUUCACUUCGUUCUGUGAACUGUCUAGAAAACUCAACGAAUCAGUUUCAAAACUAAAAUCAACCACGUCUUGUUACGCAUGUGUUCCCGCGCUUCAAACAGUUUACUUGUUUUCAACUGAAAUUUUUAUUUUUAUCUUGGGAUAUGUGUCUUGCCUCGCCCAACGAAAAAGCGCUCUUGAUGGUUAUUGAUUUAUCCAUUAGUAACAGAGCCAUGGAAAAGUUAUUCGUCUGCCGAUUCUAAGUCGAAUUUGAAUGAGAACUGUUGGAUUUUGUCCUCCUUUAGGAUAACAGCCCCCAAUUAAAGCAACUGAUCUUGAACUUUUUAUGUUGUGUUAUAGAUAUUCGUUGACUUUAGAACUGUGGAUAAUGGAGGGAAAUUGACGCCUUUUCUUGCGCUGCAUGUUAAAGGCCUGGGUACCGAUGUUGUCAUGCAUCCUUGGGAUCUCUCAGCGAGUGCUUCCUUGUCUUCUCUUACCAUAGCGGAGAUGAUUCAUGGAACUGGAGGAGGUCCUCUUUAUCUUGUGCAGACGCCUGCUGGGGAAGAGCUGCUCUCAGUUAAAUUUGUUAUGGUAAAAUACCCUAUGUUGUGAUGUGUAGUGCGUUUAUUAAAGACCCAGUUUUGAGCAAUAUGCAUUACGCGCAGCGUUGGCCAUGGGCGGCCAUUAACUCGAUGUUGAUUAUGGGACAAGCUUCGGCAAAAAAAUACAAGCCUCGCUCCCGUGAAAAGCAUUGCGAAAACAGUGGCGCGCAAUGCUUACUGGGUCUCUAAUGAUGUGGGCUUUUGAUAAGUCAUAGGAAGCCUGGAAAUUCAUGGCAUUUCACAGAUUCAUUUGAGGUCGUAGAAGGGAGUACGGUUAAUCUUGGAAUUAGUUAAAUUACUAAUCUUUAUAAUUGGGAAAUACUGUUAUACAUGCUUAAGUAGAAAGGGAAAAAUAGCAUGUUAUCCUGAGCCAGAGGCAAUCAGUGUUUUGGUAAUUUGAGGAUGUUUUUGUUUUCAAAUUUAUAGGAACGAUACUCUGUAUUUUCCUCGUCAGCAUGCAGAUGGUAGAAACAAGUUUUUUUUCUGUCUUUGGAGUAGUUAAAUAAUUGACAGGAGAGUUAUUGUUUCUGGAUAUCAGUUUCGUGCUUUCCGGGUGUAGAGGUCUACAUCUGCAGCACCAUAUCUGUUUAUAAUUGAAGUAUUAAACCUUGAACCCUAAUGAAAGAGUAGCGUCAAAUUUCCCCCUUCAGUACCACCCCAGAAUCGGAUUGUAAGGUCACAGGCUCUUGAUUGUUGAACAAAUUCUCCUUGUCAGCGUCUCAGGAAAUGUAUAGAGAUCAGUGUGGAGAAUAUGUAUGUUGUUGUUAGUGUGUAAAGGUUUACUUACUGCUUUUGAUGUCAAUUUUAGGUGGAAUCAGACCACCCAGAGUACAGCUCAACAUUCAAGUCCACUAAGCAGUCUGUUACUGUGGAAUUUUCUUCACUGCACGUAAAACUGCAUCAAGAAGCUCUGCUCAACAUCAUCGAUGUUUCAACCAAAAUGCUUCCACCUAGGUGCUGUAAUUUUCAUGUAGCUUAACAACAGUUCAGGCCUACUCUGUUUCGGCCUGAAGCCUUUCGCAUCCUCUUACGUAGAGACAUUUGUAAUUAAAGGAGAUGUUUGGCUUUUGGAAACAGGCAGUUCAAAUAACCCAUAAUGUGUUAACUGAGAGCGGAGCUCGCAGCGCGCGUAGCGAUGCCCCAUACCUAUCAAAAAAUGGAAGUUACUGUAACCUAUAAAGCCGAAAAAAAUGUAUUCAUCAUGUAAGGAAAAUUAUCAGUCGUUUUUUUCUUGAACACCUUUAUACCGUCUUCGAUUGAAGUUUAUAUCCAAUCCUGACACGUAAAUAGUAAUGUGCAUUUACAACAGAAUGACUUACAGAUAUAAUGUAUUUUUUUUAUUGAAUGUAUUUAUGUAUAUAUUUAUAGAUUGUAUAGAUUACAUGCACACAGAUUUUAUAUAAUUUUCUGUAAAUAACGUAUUUAAUGUUUAUCUAUCUAUUUAUCACACCCCUUUUGUAUACACGCAAUUGAGCUUUUCAACUGCAAAGCAUUAUUCUGAUAAACAUAUCUAUAUCUCUUUGUGACAACUCUCUUUCCACCAAUCGUCAAUUGAAGGAGCGUUUUUCUCUUUUGUCAGUGAAGAGACUCCAGCUUUGCUACUUGUGUCUGCUGACAGUACAAAAACGAAAGGCCAAGAUAAAAAUAAAACGUCUGAGCUAGUUGCGCCAAAAGGCAAAAAGAAAAAAGUUGGUAAAGAUGAAAUACAGAUUGAGGUGACUGCUAAGCUGGGAGGAAUCGGUGUUACAGUGACAUCUGUCGAGGGUGAUUUGAUGCAUGUAUUUAUUGGAGGUGAGGGAUUAUUUAGUUGUCUUUUAAUACAGUGUUGCAGAAAGCUAAGGGUUGUUUGCGUUUGAGUCGGCUCAACUACCAUAAUUUCGUGAUGCUUAAAUGAGAUGUUGCAAAUUCCCCAUUGUCAUUUCAGUAUUUUUAGAGGGGAGAGGGUAGGGCAAUAAAAGUUACACCUUUCCCUCCCCCUCCCCCCUCCGUCCACUCUAACCCUAAAUCGAACAUGGGCAGUCGGGUAAUAGGACGCUGCACUGCAAGGUAUGAUACGAUAUGUUGGGCUUUUGUUCAAUACUUUUUUGAAGGAAGCAAAUGAGAAAUUGUGGUAGUUUUAAUCCGUCAAACAAUUGAUAUUAAACGUAAUCUUGUCAGCCAGUCUUGAGUUUACUUUAUGUACUUAAUGUUUGACCAGUUCAAUAUUUUUCUUUACACAAAGAGUUAUCCGCUGGCUGUGUUGUUAGAGACAGCAGAACAGACGUUACGGCCAGGUAUGUAUGACUGAGUUGUCUUAGUCAAUUUCCCUGUUCCUAUGAUCGUGAUCAAAAUCACUCAAACCUUCCAAAUUAUCGUUUGAUUUCCAAUUGAGUGUCGAAAGUAAUCCAGGAUUGCUUUGGUUUCGCUUUAUUUCGUUAUGUGAUUGGUCCAGAAACUCGCGCCACUCCCUCAACCAAUCAGAUUCAAAACUAAAACUAGUUGCGACCUGGUCACUCGCGUGUUGUCCGCGCCUUAGGCGGCUUGCUUGCUUUCACUUCGAGUUUUCAUCGGCUCCUUGCGAUAUUUCUGGCUAUGAUUGGCUGUUGUGGUUGCUUUGGUUUUGGUUUUGGUUUUACGACACCCAAUCGAAAAGCCUUCUAAGAGUCUUUGUUUAAUUUCAGUAUGAAAACUUUGUCAGUUUUGGAUUCUACUCCUGAGGUGGCAUAUCCGAAGAUAGUAUCCAUCGUGGACGAGGAGUUGUUUAGCCUUCAGGUGUGUAAAACGAGGAAUGUUUAUUUCAGACUUGGAACUGAGUGACAACAAUGUCAGAAGGUCAUAUACCAAUUUAGUUUGAAUUCUGUUCUGCGCCUUGUGUACUGCCACCAGUGUAAAUUUCCUCUAAGUGUCCCCUAAGACUGAUAAAGAAACCUCACGCCAAUUCUUUAACCAAUCUCGUGGAAAGUGAUUAACCACUCGCAACCUGAAUACUCGCGUUUAGUUUUUUGGCGCCUGUAGCAGUUUGCUUGUUUUUGCUGAGUUCUCAUUGGCUCGUAGUAAUAUUUUGCUCUGUUCUGAUUGGCCAUUAAUUGUGGUAACUUUGAUUUUGGAUGUAUGACAAUCAAUGUAUGAGGGUUCUUUCAUGAUCAUCAUUGCUUUUAUAACCAGUGCUGUUAUUAACUUAAGAUAAGAGUAAAACUAUCUAAUGUUGGUCCAUACCUCAUGUUCUUAGGUUAUUGCACACAAUAAUGCAACUGCCGGCAUCAAGUUUAGAGACAUGGAAGCUGUAGAUCUGAAAUUCGAGAUGGCAAUCGGUUGUGUCCGUGUCAUCUUCCUAAACAAAUUUGUGAUGAAGCUCUUGGUCAGUUAACUUUAUUAACGUCAAUUUGAUUAGCAUUUGUGAUUCCUUACAGUUGCAGAGAUUGAAGUUAGUAAAGCUCUAGGAUUUUUUGUUGUAUAUUUUCAUGGAAAUUUUUCGGCCUUCAAUUUUGAUAAAAUGCUAUUCAUUGUACUGAUAUUUAGUGUGCCUCGUCCAAGAGCAAUGAAAUGGCUUUUACUUUUUUUACAGACUGCGAGUUACAUGUAACUAGUACGGUUAAUUUUAUCUGAGCAAAUAUGAUCACUUUAUCUUUCGAAGGAUGAAAUCAUUGCAAGCUCUGAUAUGAAUCUCCGUGUUAUUUCAGGACUUUUUGAACAAGGAUGCUAUGGAGUAUGCCAGAAAAACUGCAGCUGAGUUAGCCAGUGCAAUAGUGAGUCACCAGUCGUUAUUAAAACCUUUACAUCUUGACCCAUUCCACUCCCAGAUCUCAUUAGUAAUUUUCAUUACUCAGUGUUUCCUAUUUAAUUCUUAUGACGUUGUUUGUGGGAGUUUGGUGUUAGAUCAAGUAAUAAUUCCCGUAAUUGAUAUAUUUCUGUAUUCUCAUCCCUUGUAUGCUUGAUAUUGUACUGAUUUGUGAGGAGAAACUCUGUCUUGGUCACUUGCAAUUAAAGGGUUAGCAGCAGUAUUUAUGUUGUUCACACUGCUCUACAUACUAUUUUUAUUGUUUUGACAAGGAGAAUUUGUUCAAAAUCAAGAAAUUUCUAAUUUGGUCCUGAUGUUUGACAAAAGGGGAAUACUGUAAAGUAAAAUUAGACGCUAUUCACUUUUAGGAACAAAAGGGUGACGCCAUUAUAACAAGCCGUGUGGUUGACGCACUUUAGUAGGUGUAAAUAUGUGUUUUUCUGACUUUUAGAUUCAGAUUUUGCAAACUCAAAGCUCAAGAAUAAGCUUGAAAGUUUCUAUCCAAGCACCGGAGGUUAUCAUCCCUGUGAGUUCGACGUCUCGCGAUGCACUUGUUGCAAAUCUUGGUCACCUUAGUAUGUCAAACACCUUCAACCUUGCACAUGAUGGAAAGAAUCCUGAAGGAAGUGAUACUGUUGUUAUUGACAACAUAGUGGUGGAACUUAGUUCUGUAAAACUGUCGAGGUAUUGAUUUCAUCAUUUAUUCCAGCGCUUUUGAAACACGGUUGAUUUAAUGGCUUGUGCGGCUGUGUAUACCUUCAGCCUGAAGCCACUCCUCGUAGCCAUUUGGGCAGGCGUUGAGCUGCUUUGUUUAGAUAUCGUUUAAGGCAUUCCAAACAUUAGGAUACAGGCUUAAAUUCAAUAGAGUUCAUGCUCUCACGAGAUGGGAGUAAGCACCCCAUGUAUUAGGUGUCCACGAUAAGUCUCCGGUUCCAAUUUAAACUCGCUAUUGUUUCGUGGUGUGAAUUUCCUAAAAUAAGCGCAUGAACAAAUAAUUUCCUUAAGUGUCUAGAUUUUUAUUUGCACUAAUUGGUUGUCUAACUAAAGAAUCACGUGACUGGUUGAGAACAUGGAGUUAGUUUUCCUAUUAAAUUCAUGAGCUCAGAACUGUAAAACUCAAAUUCAAGUUACCGGGAUUCCGUGUUGACCUUGGUAAAUCCAUGCAAUCAAGAAAUAGAUUGUGGAAGAUGAUGUUAUUCAGUGAAUGUCACAGGCAUAUCUCGAAAAAGAAUACUAAGUGCUCCCAAAAAGAGUCGAACAUACGACCUUCCGAUUAGUACUUGGAAUACUCUGGUUGAGCUAUAGGAGACUCGUGGAACUAAAUUGGUGAAACUAUUGCGCGAUGAUAUAGCUGAGGAUGGUAAAUUUUUUAGUCUGGUGAGAGAUGUUAUGCAGUGAAUGACACAGGCAUACUCGGAAAAAAGAACUCCAAAAAUAAAUGCAAAGUUUGCUUCUAGGUGAAGGCGAAGAGGUUAAAAAUAUGUGCCACACUCGUGUCUGAUGAAAUAAUCGUUUUCCUUUGUACAAUAAGAGCUGUGAUGACUGAUAGGGAAACCAUAGGGCCCACCCAACUGGUCCUUGAACCAGCGAAUUUGACAGUUCAUGUGGCUCGAAACUUGUCUCCUUGGUAUCACGAUGUGCCUGAUAUUGAUGUGAAGGGAAAGCUUCAUACAGUUAAGGUUAGUUUAUUGACGAACAGCACUUGAAAGGGGAAUAAAUAAUUGAACAAAUUGCAAACAGAAUGGUUUGCUUUUUGUAGUUUAUUCAUUACUGAAUAAUUUUAAUCUCGGUAUACAUUCCCAAACUCGGUAGAUAUCUCUUCACUCAUAUGGUGGCCUUUUGAAUAAUCAGCUUGGACCUCUAGAUAACUCGCCAUGUGCCAAAAAGAAAAUAUCUUUUCCAUUAAGGAAAGAAAAAUCAAAGUACAGUGCGGCUGGCCAUAUUUCUUAUGACUAGAAAUUCAAAUCAAAAUGUUUUUUUGGGAGGUUAGUUUGCGUAAGUCAACGUAACUUUAAACAAAACAUCGACUAACUGCCGUGUGGGGUAAAAACUUACCCAAAAAAUGCAAGGGGGGGGGGGCAAAGAAACAGAGCUAGAAAUGAAGCAGAGUAAACUGAGCACAAGCACAUGACAGUGCCUUGCUAACCCUCCUUGAAUCCUCCAAGAAGCAGAUUGGUGUGAGUCUUCGUCAUUCUAACUUUGUCUAAAUUACAUUUAGCCUUGUCAUAAUAUCGUCUCGUCAAAAAUUAGAGAGUUUAAAUAGUAUUACAGAUAUUUACCAGAUAUUUACAUGUCACUUGUAAUAACAGCUGAGUGAGUUCUGCCUUUGUACAGUUACGUGCUGGUGAAGAUGAAAUAAGAACUAUACUAGGGAUCUUGUUGAAGAAUCUCAAUGAAGGAGUCACAUCUCGCACAGACGUAACACAAUUGGGUUUUUUGGGAAGUGGUACAGGAGAACAAACGGAGGAAAUGGAUGAAAUGUGCCAGAUACCGGCUGAAACUCUAACCGGGUAUUGUUCGGUUUUAUACACUCUUUUUUCGUUUGGCUAAGGGAAAAAAGGGGAGAGUUUCUGAAAGAUUUUUCCUGUAAAGCCCAAAUUUGAUGGCUAAAAAUACGACUUAGAACAAGUGACAACACCAGAAGACUUUGGAUGCAAACCCCUCAAACCCUGUAGUAUUUCAUUUCUUAAUGUGUUUUUCCGAAGUCCGGCUACCUCUUAAUUUAUAAUUUCGAAAUUUGGCCGAUCAGGAAUUGUUCUAACAGUAUUUUUCGGGUAUAAUAUUUUCCUUUGUUUUUUUCCCGUAGAGAAUCGAACCAUGAACGAGCUAAAAGUGAAGAAAAAGAGGCUAUGGCAAAACAAGUUAAAGUUUCGCUUAAGUUUGAGAUACAAGAGGUGUGUUUGAGUAUUUUUCAUUGGAUUAAUCUUCUUAUUCUACCCAUAGCUCUGAAUUUUUUUUAAUUAAUAGCAAAGGGAAAAUUUUGAUAGCAAUUUUAAGAUGUGUCAAGAGUAAUACAGGAUUCUAAGGGCUUGUUUUCAGACAGACAGUUUGCUUGUUUUCAACUGAAAUUCUUAUUUUUCUUUUGAGAUGUGUGUCUUCCCUCGCCCAACCGAAAAGCGCUCUUGAUGGAUAUUGAUUUAUUGACUAGUAACAAAGGCAUGGGAAAAUUAUUCUUCUGCCGAUUCAAAGUCAAAUUUGAACGAGGACUGUUGGAUUUUGUCCUCUUUUAGGAUAACAGCCCUCAAUUAAACCAACUGAUCGUGAACUUUUUAUGUUGUGUUAUAGAUAUUCGUUGACUUUAGCACUGUGGAUAAUGGAGGGAAAUUGACGCCUUUUCUUGCGCUGCAUGUCAAAGGCCUGAGUACUGAUGUUCUCAUGCAUCCUUGGGAUCUCUCAGCGAGUGCUUCCUUGUCUUCUCUGGCCAUAAUGGAGAUGAUCCAUGGAACUGGAAGAGGUCCUCUUUAUCUUGUGCAGACGCCUGCUGGGGCAGAGCUGCUCUCAGUUAAAUUUGUCAUGGUAAAAGACCUUAUUCUGUGAGGUGUAAUGCGUGUAUUAAAGAUCCAGUUUUGAGCAGUAUGCAUUACGCGCGGCGUUGGCCAUGGGCGGCUAUUAACUCAAUGUUGAUUAUGCGACAAGCUUCGGUAACACAAUACAAGCCUCUCUCUCGUGAAAAGCAUUACGAAAACAGAGGUGCGCAAUGCAUAUUAGGCCUUUAAUGAUGUGGGCUUUUGAUAAGUCAAAGUAAGUCUAGAAAUUCAUGGCAUUUUACAGAUUCAUUUGAGGUCGUUGAAGGGAGUACGAGUAAUCUUGGAUAACUAAUCUUUAUAUUUGGGAAAUUUUUUUCUACGUGCUUAAGUAUAGAGUGAAAAAUAAAAAUAAUCCUGAGCCAGAGGCAUUCAGUGUUUUGGUAAUUUGAGGAUUUUUUUUUUGUUUUCAAAUUUAUAGAAACGAUACUUUGUAUUUUCAUCGUCAGUAUGCAGAUAGUAGAAAGAAGAAGGGAAAUAGUUGACAGGAGAGUUAUUGUUUGCGGUUAUCACUUCCGUGCUUUCACGGUGUAGAGGUCUAUAUCUGCAGCACCAUAUCUGUUUAUAAUUGGAGUAUUAAACCUUGGACCCUAAAGAAAGACUUGCGUCAAAUUUCUCCCUUCAGUCCCACUCCAGAAUCGCAUUUUAAGGUCACAGGCUCUUGAUUGUUGAACAAAGUCUCCUUGUUAGCGUCCUAGGAAAUGUAUAGAGAACAGUUUGGAGAAUUUGUAUGCUGUUUUUAGUGUUUAAAGGUUUACUUACUGCUUUUGAUGUCAAUUUUAGGUGGAAUCAGACCACCCAGAGUACAGCUCAACAUUUAAGUCCACUAAGCAGUCUGUUGCUUUGGAAUUUUCUUCACUGCAAGUAAAACUGCAUCAAGAAGCUCUGCUCAACAUCAUCGAUGUUUCAACCAAAUUGCUGCAACCAAGGUGCUGUACUUUUGAUGUAGCUUAAGAGUGGUUAAGACGUGUGGCUUUUGGAAACAGGCAAUUCCAAUAAUCCGUUGUUUGGUAACUGAGAGCGGAGAUCGCAGUGCGCGUAGCGAAGCCCCAUACCUAUCAAAAAGUGGAAGUUACUAUAACCCAUUAAGCCGAAGAUAUUUUAUCAGCAUAUAAGGAAAAUUUUCAGUCGUUUUUUCUCUUUUUUGGAGUUUAUAUCCAAUCCUGACACACGUAAAUUGUAAUGUGCAUUUUGCAACAGACUUAAAGAUAUAAUGUAUUUUUUAUUUAAUAUAUAUAUAUAUAUAUAUAUAUAUAUAUAUAUAUAUAUAUAUAUAUAUAUACAUACAUAUAUUUAUAGAUUAAAUAUUAUGAGAGGAAAAAACGACGCAACUACAUAUCCCGACAAGCCUGUUUCGUGAAUCGCUUCACUCUUCAGGGGUUUAAUGAAAGAAUAUUCAUAUGACUAUCGUUUAUAUGCUAAGAAAAUUUACAUAAUACGCGGUAAACUUAAAAACUUAAAAGUUCAGCUGUUGCGUAGCAACGCUUUGUUUCUGUGUCGGCAUGAAGAUACGAGUUCGUUACGCUUAUUUAGUGAUGAAAUGUCGGGUCGGUAAAUUAUCAGGAAUUUUUCUUUUAGGCAGAGGUUGCAUUUUUUACUGGAACUGUUGUAGGGAGAGUUAGAUGAUAAGACGCGCCAUGAAAUAGAGUAGUCAAUGUUGUCGUUCUUGAGUGUCCAGAUGUGUUUGCUAAGUUCGGUAGAGUUUUUGUGCUUGGCGUGGCGGAAUGAUGCGGUGUGAUUUCUGUGUCUUGUUUUGAAGUCGGUUUCUGUGAGUCCUAUGUAUGUUUCAGAGGUGUUGUUGUCUAUUUAUUUUAUAAUAUUUAUAUUUAUUAUAAAUUUAUAUUAUAUUUAUAAUAUUUAUAUUUAUUCUGCUCUACUUCAACGUAUUGAGCACUCUUCCACGCGAAAAUCGACCUGCAGACUUCCUAUAUUUAUAGAUUAUAUAGAUUAGAUGUACACAGAUUUUAUAUGAUUUUCUGGAAAUGACGUUUUUAAUGUUUAUCUAUCUAUUUAUCAUACCCCUUUUGAAUACACGCAAUUCAGCUUUUCAACCGCAAAGCUUUAUUCUAAUAAACAUAUCGAUUACUUUAUGUGACAACUCUCUUUCCACCAAUCAGUGGAAGAAACGUGUCUUUUUCUCUUUUGUCAGUGAAGAGACUCCAGCUCCGCUGCCUGUGUCUGCUGACAGUAUAAAAACGAAAGGCCAAUAUGUAAAUAAAACGUCUGAGCUAGUUACGCCCAAAGGCAAAAAGAAGAGAGAUGGUAAAGAUGAAAUACAGAUUGAGGUGACUGCAAAGCUGGGAGGAAUCGAUGUUACAGUGACAUCUGUUGAGGGUGAUUUGACGCAUGUAUUUAUUGGAGGUGAGGGAUUAUUUAGUUGUCUUUUAGCGCAGUGUUGCAGAAAGCUAAGGAGUUGUUUGCAUUUGUGAUGCAUAAAUGAAAUGUUGCGAAUUCCUUAUCACCAUGUCACAGUUUUUAGAGGGUAGGGGGCGGGGCAAUAAAAAUUACCCCUUUCCCGCCCCCUCCCCCCCCCACUGUCCACUCUCACUGUAAAUCAAACAAGGCCAGUGAGCUAAUAGGAGGCUCCACCUCAAGCUAUGAUACGAUUUUGAUGGGCUUUUGAUCAAAACUAUUUUGAAGGAAGCCAAAGAGCAAUUGAUGUAGUUUUAAUCCGUCAAAGAAUUGGUACUAAGAAGAAUCUUUUCAGCCACUGUUCAGUUUAGUUUUUGUACUUUAUGUUUGACAAGUUCAAUAUUUUUCUUCGCACAAAGAUUUGUCCGCUGGCAGUGUUGUUAGAGAAAGCAGAACAGACGUUACGGCCAGGUAUGUAUGACUUAAUUGUCCCAGUCAAUAUCUUUUUUCCUAUGAUCGUGAUCCAAAUCACUCAAACUUUCCAGGUCUAAAAAUUUAUCGUUUGAUAGAGAAAUUUCCAGUUGAGUGUCGAAAGUAAUCCAGGAUUGCUUUGAGUUCGCUUUAUUUCGUUAUGUGAUUGGUCCAGAAACUCGUGCCACUCCCUCAACCAAUUAGAUUCAAAACUAAAACCUGGUUACUCGCGUUUUUCCCGCGCUUUGGGCGGUUUGCAUGUUUUCACUUCGAGUUCUCAUUAGCUCCUUGUGAUAUUUCUGGCUAUGAUUGGCUGUUGUGCUUGCUUUGGCUUUGGCUUUGGUUUUUACGACACUCGAUCGAAAAGCCCUCUAAGUGUCCUUUUUUCAUUUCAGUAUGAAAACUUUGUCAGUGAUGGAUUCUACUCCUGGGGCGGUAUAUCCGAAGAUAGUAUCCAUCGUGAACGAGGAGGUGUUUAGCCUUCAGGUCUGUAAAAUGAGGAAUGUUUAUGUUAGACUUGGAACUGAGUGACAACAAGGUCAUAUACCAAUUUAUUUUAAGUUCUGUUCUGCACCUUGUCUACUGCCACCAGUGCUGCUGCUGCUGUUUUAACCAGUGCUGUUAUUAACUUGAGUUAAGAGUAAAACUUUCUAAUUUUAAUCCAUACCUCAUGUUCUUAGGCUAUUGCACACAAUAAUGCAACUGCCGGCAUCAAGUUUAGAGACAUGGAAGCUGUAGAUCUGAAAUUCGAGAUGGCAAUCGGUUGUAUCCGUGUCAUCUUCCUAAACAAAUUUGUGAUGAAGCUGCUGGUCAGUAAACUUUAUUAGCGUCAAUAUAUUUAUAUUUAGCAUUUGUGAUUCUUUACAGUUGCAGAAAUUGAAGGUAGUAAAGCUUUAGUAUUUUUUGUGGUAUAUUUUUUUGGAAAUUUCUGCCUUCCAUUUGAAUGAAAUGCUAUUCAUUGUAGUGAUAGUUAGUGCGACACGGCAAAGAGCAAUGAAAUGGCAUUUUUUUUUGUUACUGAAUGCGAGUUACAUGUAACUAGUACGGUUAAUUUUUCCUGAGCAAUUAUGAUUACUUUAUCUUUCGGAGGAUGAAAUCAUUGCAAGCUCAGAUAUGAAUCUCCGUGUUAUUUCAGGACUUUUUGAACAAGUUUCGGCGGGCAGAGGAUGCUAUGGAGAAUGCCAGAAAAACUGUAGCUGAGUCAGCCAGUGCAACAGUGAGUCAUUAGCCGUUAUUUAAACCUUUACAUCUUAACCCAUUGCACUUCCAGAUCUCAUUGGUAAUUGUCCUUACCGUGUGCUAUGGAAUUCUUAUGUUGUGUGAGAGAGUUUGGUGUUAGAUCAAGUAAUAAUUCCCGGAAUAUGUUUCUUUAUUCUCAUCACUUGUCUGCUUGAUAUUGAACUGAUUUGUAAGCAGAAACUCUGUCUUGGUCACUCACGGGAGUAAAGGGUUAACAGCAGUAUUCACUGUUGGUAACUGAAGGGUGACGCCGUUAGGCAAGCCGUGUGGUUGACGCACUUUAUUAGGGACAAAUAUGUGUUUUUCUGACUUUUAGAUUCAGAGUUUGCAAAUCCAAAGCUCAAGAAUAAGCUUGAAAGUUUCUAUCCAAGCACCUCUGGUUAUCAUUCCUGUGAGUUCGACGUCUCGCGAUGCAAUUGUUGCAAAUCUUGGUCACCUUAGUGUGUCAAACACCUUCAACCUUGCACAUAAUGGGAAGGAUCCUGAAGGAAGUGAUACUGUUGUUAUUGACAGCAUGGUGGUGGAACUUAGUUCUAUAAAACUGUUGAGGUAUAGAUUUCAUCAUUUAUUCCAGUGCUUUUGAAACACAGUUGACUUAGUGGCUUUUACAGCUGUGUAUACCUUCAGCUUUGCCUCCUUUGCCUUUACCUCCUUCUCCUAUCUAGACCUCAUAGGAAACUCCUACAAAACCGAAUUUAAGUGUCUUAACAAGUUCACAAAAAUAAGGAAAAAAUACACAAAACUGGCGUUUUCAACCACACACUGCACACUCGAUAGGGUUUCGCUUACUCGCUAUUGUUUUCUGGAGCGAAUUGCCUCAAAUAAGCGCAUGAACAAAUUAUUUACUCAAGUGUCUUUAGACUUUUGUUGUUUGGACUAAUUAGCUGUCUAGUUAAAGAAUCAUCUAACUGGUUGAGACAGAGGUGUUAGUUUUUCUAUUAAAUUCAUGAGCUUAGAACUGUAAAACUCAACCAAACGUUACCAGGACUCCGUGUUAACCUUGGUAAGUCCAUGCAAUCAAGAUAUAGAUUAUGAAAGAUGAUGUUAUUCAGUGAAUGAUAGAGGCAUAGUUCGAAAAUGAAUUCCGAGUGUUCCCAAAGGGAGUAGAACCUACGACCUUCCGAUUAGUUAUUGGGAUACUGCCACUCAGGUUGAGCUUUAGGAGACUCGUGGAGCUAAAUUAAUGGUAACAAAUUUCCUGCAAUCGAUAUGAGAUAUUUUUGCGCAAUGAUAUAACUGAGGGUGGUAAAUUUUAAGCCGAGUGAAAAAUGAUGUUAUGAAGUAAAUGACACAGGCAUACUCGGAAAAAAGAACUCCCAAAAAUAAACGCAAAGUUUGCUUCUAGUUGAAGGCGAAGAGGUUAAAAAUGUGUGCCACACUCGUGUCUGAUGAAACAAUCGUUUUCCUUUGUACAAUAAGAGCUGUGAUGACUGAUGGAGAAACCAUAGGACCCACCCAACUGGUCCUUGAACCAGCGAAUGUGACAGUUCAUGUGGCUCGAAACUUGUCUCCUUGGUAUCACGAUGUGCCUGAUAUCGAUGUGAAGGGAAAGCUUCAUGCAGUUAAGGUUAGUUUAUUGACGAACAGCACUUGAAAGGGGAAUAAACAAUUGAACACAUUCAAAACAGAAUGGUUUGCAUUUCGUAAUUUAUUCCCACCAUUGAAUAAUUUCAAUCUCGGUAUACAUUCUUUAACUCGGUAGACAUCCCUUCAGUCACAUGGUGGCCUUUUUAAUAAAUCAGCUUGGAGCUCUAGAUAACUCGCCAUGUUGCAAAAGGAAAUAUUUUUCGAUUAAGGUACUUUGCGAUUUUAGGUGAGGCUUAUUCUGGGAAGAAAAAUCAAAGUACACUGUGGCUGCCCAUAUUUUUAAUGACUAAAAAUUCAAGUUAAAAUGUUUUUUUUGGAGGGUACGUGCGGUUGGUUUGCGUAAGUCAACGUAACUUUAAACAUAACAUCGAUCAACUGCCAUGUGAGAUGAAAAACACCCAAAAAAUGCGAGGGAGGGAAGGGUGCUAGGGGAAAGGAAACAGAGCCAGAAAUGAAGCAAAGUAAACUGAGCAGAACCACAUGGCAGUGCCCUGGCAAACCUCCCUGAGCUCUCCAAGAGCCAGAUUGGUGUGAAUCCUCGUUCUAACUUUGUCUAAAUUACAUUUAGUCUCGUCAAAAGUUAGAGAGUUUAGGUAGUAUUACAGCUGUUUACCAGAUAUUUACAUGUCACGUGUAAUAACAGCUGAUUGAGUUCUGUCUUUGUACAGUUACGUGCUGGGGAAGAUGAAAUAAGAACUGUGCUUGGGAUCUUGUUGAAGAAUCUCGGUGAAGGAAUCACAUCUCGCACAGACGUAACACAAUUGGGUGUUUUGGUAGGGGUACAGGCGAACGAGAUGAUGAAGCUGAGGAAAUGGAUGAAAUGUGUCAGAUACCACCUGAGACUCUAACCGGGUAUUGUUUAAUUUUCUAUACUUUUUUUUUGGUCGGAAAAAGGGGAGAGUUUCUGAAAGAUUUAUCCUCAAGAGCCCAAAUUUAAUGGUUAAAAAUAAGGCAUAGAACAACAAAUAACACCACACGACUUUGGGUGUAAACCCUACAAACUCUCUAAUAUUUCAUUUCCCAAUGUGUUCUGCCGAAGUCCGGCUACCCCUUAAUUUAUAAUUUCGAAAUUUGGCCGAUCAGGAAUUGUUACAGCAGUAUUUUUCAGGUAUAAUAUAUUCCUUUUUUUCCCGUAGAGAAUCCAACCUUGAAGGAGCUAAAAGUGAAGAAAAAGAGGCUAUUGCCAAACAAGUUAAAGUUUCACUUAAAUUUGAGAUAGAAGAGGUGUGUUUGAGUAUUUUUUAUCACAGGGUAAUCUUCUUAUUCUUCCUAUGGCUCUGAAUUUUUUUUAAAGUUUACAGCAAAAGGAAAAUUAUGAGAAUAAUUUUCGGAUGUGUCGAGAGUAAUACAGGAUUCUAAGGGCUUGUUUCACUUCGUUCUUUGAUUAGUCCAGAAAACUCAACCAAUCAGUUGCAAAACUAAAAUCAACCACGACUUGUUAGGCAUGUUUUCUCGCGCUUCAGACAGUUUGCUUGUUUUCAACUGAAAUUCUUAUUUUUCUUUUGAGAAGUGUCUUCCCUCGCCCUAGGGAAAAGCGCUUUUGAUGGAUAUUGAUAUAUCCACUAAUAACAGAGCCAUGGAGAAGUUAUUCUUCUGCCGAUUCUAAGUCGAAUUUGAAUGAGGACUGUUGGAUUUUGUCCUCCUUUAGGAUUACAGCCCCCGAUUAAACCAACUGAUCUUGAACUUUUUAUGUUAUGUUUCAGGUAGUCGUUGAUUUUAGCACUGUGGGUAGUGGAGGGAAAUUGACGCCUUGUCUUGCGCUGCAUGUCAAAGGCCUGGGUACUGAUGUUGUCAUGCAUCCUUGGGAUCUCUCAGCAAGUGCUUCCUUGUCUUCUCUGGCCAUAAUGGAGAAGAUCCAUGGAACUGGCGGAGGUCCUCUUUAUCUUGUGCAGACGCCUGUUGGGGCAGAGCUGCUCUCAGUUAAAUUUGUUAUGGUAAAAGAUGUUAUCUUGUGAGGUGUACUGCGUGUAUUAAAGACCCAGUUUUGAGCAGUAUGCAUUGCGCGCGGCGUUGGCCAUGGCGGUCAUUAACGCAAUGUUGAUUAUGCCACAAGCUUCGGGAAAACAAUAAUGUAAUGCUGUAAACAAUAAUUUAAUGCUUUAAAACAAUUAUGUAAAGCAAUGUAAUGCUCUUGUGAAAAGCAUUACAAGAAAAGCAGAGGGGCGCAAUGCAUACUGGGCCUCUAAUGAUGUGGGCUUUUGACAAUCCAUAGUAAGCCUGGAAAUUCAUGGCAUUUUACAAAUUAAUUUCAGGUCGUGGAAGGGAGUACGGCUAAUCUUGGUUUUAGUUAAAUAAGUGAUCUUUAAACUUGGGAAAUAUUGUUCUACAUACUUAAGAAUAAAGUGAAAAAUAAAAUGUCAUCCUGAGCCAAAGGCAUUCAGUGUUUUGGUAAUUUGAGGAUGUUUUUGUUUUCAAAUUUAUAGAAAAGAUACUCUGUAUUUUCAUCAUCAGUAUGCAGAUGGUAGAAAUUAGUUCUUUUUGUAUUUUCAGAAACAGUUAAAUAGUUGACAGGAGAGUUAUUGUUUGUGGUUGUCACUUCCGAGCUUAGGCGGUGUAGAGGUCUAUAUCUGCAGUACUAGAUCUGUUUACAACUGAAUUAUUAAACCUUGGACCCUAAAGAAAGACUUGCGUCAAAUUUCUCUUACCACCCCAGAAUCGCAUUGUAAGGUCACAAGCCUAGGCUCUUUAUUACUGAACAAAUUCUCCUCGUCAGCGUCUCAGGAAAUGUAUAGAGAACAGUCUGGAAAAUAUGUAUGCUGUUGUGUAAAGGUUUACUUACUAAUUUGAUGUCAAUUUUAGGUGGAAUCAGACCACCCAGAGUACAGCUCAACAUUCAAGUCCACUAAGCAGUCUGUUGCUUUGGAAUUUUCAUCACUGCAAGUAAAACUGCAUCAAGAAGCUCUACUCAACAUCAUCGAUGUUUCAACCAAAAUGCUGCCACCAAGGUGCUGUAAUUUUAAUGUAGCUUAAGAGCGGUUAAGACGUGUGGCUUUUGGAAACGGGCAAUUCCAAUAACCCGUAAUUUGGUAACAGAUAGCAGAGCUCGUAAUGCGCGUAGGGAAGCCCCAUACCUAUCAAAAAGUGGAAGUUACUAUAACCCAUUAAGCCGAAAAUAUUUUAUUCAUCAUAUAAAGAAAAUUGUGUCUUUUUUUCUGGAUCACCUUUAUACCGUGAUCGGUUGGGGUUUAUAUCCAAUCCUGACACGUAAAUUUUAAUGUGCAUUUUGCAACAGACUUAUAGAUACAAUGUAUUUUUCAUUGAAUAUGUAUGUGUGUGUGUGCGUAUUAUAGAGAUUAUAUAAAUAUAUAUUAUAUAGAUUAUAUAGAUAUAUAUUAUAUAGAUAAUAUAGAUAUAUCUUAUAUAGAUAUAUAUAUUAUAUAGAUUAGAUGUACACAUAUUUUAUAAGGUUUUCUGUAAAUGACGUUUAAUGUUUAUCUAUCUAUUUAUCAUACCCUUUUGUAUACACGCAAUUUAGCUUUUCAGCUGCCAAGCAUUAUUCUAAUAAACAUUUUUAUAUCUUUACGUGACAACUCUCUUUCUACCGAUCGUUAUUUGAAGAAACGUUUUAUUUUUCUCUUUUGCCAGUGAAGAGACUCCAGCUCUGCUACUUGUGUCUGCUGACAGUAUAAAAACGAAAGGCCGAUAUGUAAAUAAAACGUCUAAGCUAGUUACGCCCAAAGGCAAAAAGAAGAAAGAUAGUAAAGAUGGAAUACAGAUUGAAGUGACGGCAAAGCUGGGAGGAAUCGGUGUUACAGUGACAUCUGUUGAGGGUGAUUUGAUACAUGUAAUAGUCGGAGGUGAGGAAUUAUUUACUUCUCUUUUAACACAGUGUUGCAGAAAGCUAAGGGUUGUUUGCGUUUGAUUCGGCCCAACAACCAUAAUUUACUGAUGCAUAAAUGAGAUGUUACAAAUUCCCUAUCAUCAUAUCACAAUUUCUGGAGCGGAGAGGGUGGGGCAAUGGAAAUUACACCUUUCCGCUCCCUCACCCCACCGUUUACUCUCACUCUAAAUAAAUGGCUGGUCGACUAAUAGGAAGGUUCACUUCAAGCUAUGAUACGAUUUUGCUAGGCUUUUGUUCAAUAAUAUUUUGAAGGAAGCCAAAGAGCAAUUGUAGUAGUUUUAAUCCGUCAAAGAAUUGGUAUCGAAGGUAAUCUUCUCAGCCGCUCUUGAGUUUACUAGUGUCCUUUAUGUUUGAUGGGUUCAAUAUUUUUCUUCACACAAAGAUUUGUCUGCUGGCUGUGUUGUUAGAGACAAUAGAACAGACGUUGCGGCCAGGUAUGUAUGACUUAAUUGUCCUAGUCAAUAUCCCCUUUCCUAUGAUCAUGAUCAAAAUCACUCAAACUUUCUAGGUAAAUUAUCGUUUGGUAGAGAUAUUCCCAAUUGAGUGUCGAAAGUAAUCCAGGAUUGCUUUGGUUUCGCUUUAUUUCGUUAUGUGAUUGGUCCAGAAACUCGCGCCACUCCCUCAACCAGUCAGCUUCAAAAUUAAAACUAGUUGCGACCUGGUCACUCGCGUGUUGUCCGCGCCUUAGGCGGUUUGCUUGUUUUCACUUCGAGUUCUCAUCGGCUCCUUGUGAUAUUUUCCUGGCUAUGGGCUGUUGUGGUUGCUUUGGUUUUGGUUUUACGACAUUCAAUCGAAAAGCCCUCUAAGUGUCUUUGUUUCAUUUCAGUAUGAAAACUUUGUCAGUUUUGGAUUCUACUACUAAGGCGGUAUAUCCGAAGAUAAUAUCCAUCGUGGACGAGGAGGUAUUUAGCCUUCAGGUGUGUAAAACGAGGAAUGUUUAUUUCAGACUUGGAACUGAGUGACAACAAUGUCACAAGGUCAUAUACCAAUUUAGUUUGAGUUCUGUUCUGCACCUUGUGUACUGCCACAAGUGAAAAUUUCCUCUAAGUGUCCUCUAAGACCGAUAAAGAAAUCUCACGCCAAUUCUUUAACCAAUCUCGUGGAAAGUGAUUAACCACUCGCAACCUGAAUACUCGCGUUUAGUUUUUUGGCACCUGUGGCAGUUUGCUUGUUUUUGCUCUGAGUUCUCAUUGGCUCGUAGUAAUAUUUUGCUCUGUUCUGAUUGGCCAUUAAUUGUGGUAACUUUGAUUUUGGAUGUAUGACAAUCAAUGCAUAAGGGUUCUUUCAUGAUCAUUAUUGCCUUUUUAACCAUUGUUGUUAUCAACUUAAGAUAAGAGUAAAACUCUCUAAUUUUAGUCCAUACCUCAUGUUCUUAGGUUAUUGCACACAAUAAUGCAACUGCCGGCGUCAAGUUUAGAGACAUGGAAGCUGUAGAUCUGAAAUUCAAGGUGGCAGUCGGUUGUAUCCGUGUCAUCUUCUUAAACAAAUUUGUGAUGAAGCUGCUGGUCAGUUAACUUUAUUAGCGUCAAUAUUAUUAGCAUUUGUGAUUCCUUACAGUUGCAGAAAUUGAAGUUAGUAAAGCUCUAGGAUUUUGUGUUGUAUAUUUUCAUGGAAAUUUUUUCGGCCUUUAAUUUUAAUAAAAUUCUAUUCAUUGAACUGAUAUUUAAUGCGCCUCAGCCAAGAGCAAUGAAAUGGCUUUUACUUUUUUUUCAGACUGCGAGUUACAUGUAACUAGUACGGUUAAUUUUACCUGAGUAGAUAUGAUCACUUUAUCUUUCGGAGGAUGAAAUCAUUGCAAGCUCAGAUAUGAAUCUCUGUGUUAUUUCAGGACUUUUUGAACAAGUUUCAGCGGGCAAAGGAUGCUAUGGAGUAUGCCAGAAAAACUGCAGCUGAGUCAGCCAGUGCAAUAGUGAGUCACCAGCCGUUAUAAAGAACAAGUCUGUAAGAAUCAAACAUCUUGGGAAAUGAAAAUUUUCAAACCCCCUUCAAAUUUGCAUGCAGUUAGGUACUCAGGGGGGUUGCACAAAAAUGCCCCUUUUAAAGGUUGGAGCGCUCUUGAGGCCUGAGGCCUCAUUUUCAUACAAAAACGUCGCAAAAAAAGAAUGAAAUGUUUAUUUCUCUAUCUCAAGCUAAAUACAAUAUUACAAAUUGGCACUUCUACCAUACAUAGUGACAUCAUUCGUCUUUACUUUGAUACAUUUAAUUUUAAUUUUAACAACGGCUCCUUGUUCGAGGCCUGAGGCCUCAUUUUCAUACAAAAACGUCGCAAAAAAAGAGUGAAAUGUUUAUUUCUCUAUCUCAAGCUAAAUACAACAUUAUAAAUUGGCACUUCUACCACACAUACUGACAUCAUUCGUCUUCAAACUGAUUUAUUCAAUUUUCCCUCGAACAAGGAGCCGUUGUUACCAUGGCAACAAGAAUGCUGCAACCUUUAAAAAGGGCAUUUUUGUGCAUCCCCCUGAGUGCCUAACAAAAUUUGAAAAGGGGUUGAAAAUUUUAAUUUCCCAAGAUGUUUGAUUCUUACAGAGACUUGUUCUUGAAAACCUUUACAUCUUGACCCAUUCCACUCCCAGUAUAAUUGUCCUUACUCAGUGGUUCCUAUUUAAUUCUUAAGACGUUGUUUGAGAGAGUUUGGUGUUAGAUCAAGUAAUAAUUCCCGUAAUUGAUAUAUUUCUGUAUUCUCAUCCCUUGUAUGCUUGAUAUUGUACUGAUUUGUGAGGAGAAACUCUGUCUUGGUCACUUGCAAUUAAAGGGUUAGCAGCGGUAUUUAUGUUGUUCAUACUGCUCUACAUACUAUUUUUAUUGUUUUGACAAGGAGAAUUUGUUCAAAAUAAAGAGAUUCCUAAUUUGGUCUUGAUGUUUGAUUAAAGGGAAAUACUGUAAAGUAAAAUUAGACGCUAUUCACAGUUAGGAACAAAAGGGUGACGCCGUUAUAACAAGCCGUGUGGUUGACGCACUUUAUUAGAUGUAAAUUUGUGUUUUUCUGACUUUUAGAUUCAGAGUUUGCAAACUCAAAGCUCAAGAAUAAGCUUGAAAGUUUCUAUUCAAGCACCGGAGGUUAUCAUUCCUGUGAGUUCGACGUCUCGCGAUGCACUUGUUGCAAAUCUUGGUCACCUUAGUGUGUCAAAUACCUUCAACCUUGCACAUGAUGGAAAGGAUCCUGAAGGAAGUGAUACUGUUGUUAUUGACAACAUGGUGGUGGAACUUAGUUCUGUAAAACUGUCGAGGUAUUGAUUUCAUCAUUUAUUCCAGCGCUUUUGAAACACGGUUGAUUUAAUGGCUCGUGCGGCUGUGUAUACCUUCAGCCUGAAGCCACUCCUCUUAGCCAUUUGGGCGGGCGUUGAGCUGCUUUGUUUAGAUAUCGUUUAAGGCAUUCCAAACGUUAGGAGACAGGCUUAAAUUCAAUAGAGUUCAUGUUCUCACGAGAAGCUUGUAAGCACCCCAUGUAUUAGGUGUCCACGAUAAGUCUUCGGUUCCUAUUUAAACUCGCUAUUGUUUCGUGGUGCGAAUUGCCUAAAAUAAGCGCAUGAACAAAUUAUUUACUUAAGUGUCUAGAUUUUUGUUUGCACUAAUUGGUUGUCUAGCUAAAGAAUCACGUGACUGGUUGAGAACGUGGAGUUAGUUUUCCUGUUAAAUUCAUGAGCUUAGAACUGUAAAACUCAAAUUCAAGUUACCGGGAUUCCGUGUUGACCUUGGUAAAUCCAUGCAAUCAAGAAAUAGAUUGUGAAAGAUGAUGUUAUUCAGUGAAUGACACAGGCAUAUCUCGAAAAAGAAUUCCGAGUGCUCCCAAAAUGAGUUGAACCAAAGACCUUCCGGUUAGUACUUGGAAUACUCUGCCACUCAGGCUUCGCUGUAAGAGACUCGUGGAACAAAAUCCAUGGUAACAAAUUAUCUGUAAUCGAUAUGAAAUACUUCUACCCGAUGAUAUAACUGAGGAAGGUAAAUUUUUAAGCCUGGUGAAAGAUGAUGUUAUGCAGUGAAUGACACAGGCAUACUCAGAAAAAAGAACUCCAGAAAGAAAUGCAUAGUUUGCUGCUAGGUGAAGGCGAAGAGGUUAAAAAUGUGUGCCACACUCAUGUCUGAUGAAAUAAUCCUUUUCCUUUUUUAUAAUAAGAGCUGUGAUGACUGAUGGGGAAACCAUAGGACCCACCCAACUGGUCCUUGAACCAGCGAAUGUGACAGUUCAUGUGGCUCGAAACUUGUCUCCUUGGUAUCGCGAUGUGCCUGAUAUCGAUGUGAAGGGAAAGCUUCUUGCAGUUAAGGUUAGUUUAUUGACGAACAGCACUUGAAAGGGGAAUAAACAAUUGUACAAAUUCAAAACAGAAUGGUUUGCAUUUCGUAAUUUAUUCCCACCAUUGAAUAAUUUCAAUCUCGGUAUACAUUCUUUAACUCGGUAGACAUCCCUUCAGUCACAUGGUGGCCUUUUGAAUACAUCAACUUGGACGUCUAGAUAACUCGCCGUGUUUUAAAAGAAAGUAUUUUGCCAUUAAGGUACUUAGAUUGAGAUUUAAGUGAGAUUUAUUGUGGGAAGAAAUCAAAGUACAGUGUGGCUUCCCAUAUUUCUUCUGAAAUUCAACUAAAUUUUUUUUUUGAGGGUACGUGCCGUUGGUUAGCGUAAGUUAAUGCAGCUUUAAACAUAACAUCGACUAACUGCUGUGUGGGGUGAAAAGUUACCCAAAAGCAGAUUGGUGUGAACCUACCUCGUUCUAACUCGUCAAAAAUUAGAGAUUUUAGAUAGUAUUACAGACUGAGUGAGUUAUGUCUUUGUACAGUUAUGUGCUGGUGAAGAUGAAAUAAGAACUAUACAAGGGAUCUUGUUCAAGAAUCUCAGUGAAGGAGUCACAUCUCGCACAGGUAAAGGUGUCGCAAUGAGUAGCCACUGAAAAUUUAUAUCUUUGAUUUUAUAGUUAUUUUGACACUGAUCACCGAUGUUUUCACAAUUGCAGAAGAGAUCAGCAUUAUAACACAAGAUACAGUUGGUAAGAUUCUCCCUUUUUUACAUAGAUUUCUCGAGGGUGUUAUUAUGACAAUCCCUAUUAUGUUCACCAAACACCUCAAGUCGACAAAAACAAAUGGGUAAUAAACUUAUCUUCACGCCCCCUCAGCGACACUGUGGUAUCGUUACUUAAAAAAAAAGGGUUGAAUUUCGCAGUAGCUCCAUCCAACAUCUCAGCCACCGAAAUAGUCGCCAAAGUCUAGUCGGCAAAAAGAACGCUUGACUCAGAGCAAGCAGACACCGUGAGACGAACUGUAAACGGUAUCCUUCGACAAGCCAAACCACCUAAGCCUAACACCACGAAGGAUAUGCAAGUAGCCCUUAAGAAUCUAAAACAAGAUGACACUAUCACUAUUCUGCCAGCGGACAAAGGCCGCGCUAGUGUGGUCCUAGACACAAACAUCUACCAUAACAAAAUGAAAACCUUAAUCGAAACGGGUCCGUACCGACUCCUUAACAAAGACCGAACAGAACGGCUAAGCCGUAAACUCACUGACAAGACAGGGACAUACGGUUUGCUCCUACUCAGACCUCUACGGUUUCGGAGCACGCUAACGAAACGGGGCAUAUUCCUAUUUGGAUCAAGGUAAGUUUAUUGAUCGUGACCCCCACUGGUACACACGUAGGGUCAAAGAGGCUAUCCAUAUCAGACUUCAUCCCAACAACAUCAAUAGGGAUAGCGGAAUCGACAUCCUCGAAGCUUGGAUACCUACGAUCAAACAACACAACAGCCGAUUUAUGAGGACUUAUGAGGGAACUCUAUCUAACGACCGGAAUAAUAAUGAGGAUCGAAAUGCGCCGAUAGCAGCGUACCAACGUGCUACAAAUAGCAAACAAUCGACCUCAUCGCCUGAUGAAGACUGGCAGUAUUGCAGUCGAAACGUUGCGAUCUACGUCAUAAGUGACUAUAUCGUGAGACAAACGAACAAAGUUCAUCUCCUAUCUUACACCACGAUGAACAACAUGCACAUAUUUUAUUACAACUCCUAUUACCUUCUUAUGCCUCUCCCACUGUUAUUACCAGUUGUGCUAGUUUCUAUUAAGGUCCUUUGACGUUUGGGCUGAAAAUUAGGGGAAGUAAGGACGAACCAAGUUCUGAAUUCUUUUGGCUCUUUUUAUGUGGCAAUAUGACACUAAAAUGAGGACAAGCUAACAUUCAAGCAAAUAUAACACUUAAUCACUGAGUAAAUGUUUUAGUCUAGGACCUGAAAUAUGAAAUUCUAAUUUACUUAAUAUGGCUUAAAUAGUCAUGCCUUACCUUUCAGAUUCCGCAGGCGGUGCCAGUCGAAGCCUGAGUGUUGCAGAAUCAGCUUCGAGUGAUGGUGUGUGGGACUUUGUGAAGUUUUCAUUUGAGAUUGAAGAAGUUUCAGCUGGAGUGUUCUGGAAGGAAAAGGAAAAGGUUUGUUACGUGCUAAAUGUAAUUUGUUAUUAUCAACUGAGUUGAUAACGUAAAUUGGACACCGCGAAGAAUUUCAAAGCUGAUGUUUCGCUCUAUCGAAGGGCUAACGCUCGAAAUAUCAGCUUUGGGACUCUUUUCGGUGGCCAAUUUACAUUAUCAAUUCACUUGAUAAUACCGAAUUACCCUGUUAUACUCUCAUACCGACGCGGCAAAACAGUUUCUUCAGAAACGUACCCCCUUUAUAACUGCUCAAUGAUCGUGCCAGGGAUAGCUAAGGUGGGUAAUGUAAAAUCAUAAAAUGUUUUUGUCCAUUUUUACACGAUGCUCCAUCAGUUGCUUCAGCCUGCCAGCGCCACGUCAUCCAGAGAUGCAGAAUGCUGUCUAGGGCAGUUCUCGCUGGUCCAGGUUAAAGCCUCAGGGAGUAUCAAAUCCAACUCGGCAAUAAAGGCCAGUGUGACGUUAGAGAGUUGUAUUCUCGAUGAUAAAAGGCCGCAGAGUGAGGAAGGAGUCACAAGGUAAGAAAUGAUGCAAAAAUGUGUAGUUCACCAGUGUUACGUUUCUCAUUUUGACUUUUUACUAAUUUGUCGCCUUCUGCAAUACAAGGAGUACUAGAGGCGCCUCAAGGCGUCGCCCCUUACAUGGUUGCCUCAUGUUCCGUCGCCCCCUUGCGAAGUUCCUCCGCUCCGAAAUAUGGUUGCAUUGCCCCCAACUUUUGAUCUAAAUUUAAUUGAGGUUUUUAACGCACAUCAUCGUCCGGUGUCGUUCCAAAGCAAUGAUAACAACUCAUCAAAACAAAGGAAAAUCCAGUGAAGCCAAUGAGAAGUCAAUGUAGAAAGCGACUCGCUUCGUUUUUUUGGUUGUGUCGUAUCAUAGCGCGAACAAAGGGAAUGUAACUGAGGAUCACUCUAAGUACUUAGUUGAUAAAUGCUUCAAGUCAUGUAGCGUGUUAAUCUAUGCACUUGCUGUCUAUGGAAAAAUUACAAUGUUGGUUUUCAGGAUGAUUGAAAAGUUUGGUGGUGGCUCAAGUGAUGUUGAAAACAUGAUCGAUAUUCAGUUCCAGCAAACUGCUGCUCAGGAUAAAAAUAGUAAGUUUGAUUAUGAUUUUCAUUCUUACGGUCACGUUGUCAUUUGGUGACAACUCAGCUUAGGGGUGAAAUUUUCCUUCCACAUGCACUUGUGGCUCACGAGAGACACAAAGCUCUCUAUAACAUUGUAAAAAUCUCUAUGUUUGCUCUUGUGUUUGAUAUCUUUGUUAUAGAAGCAGAAAGGUAAACGUCGAAAAUUCCACCAUUUUUUCAUCACUCCAUCAAUUGAAUGUGAACCUAAAAUAUAAUCCGAAAUUAAGAUUAUUGUUUUAUUCUAAUUUAAAGACUAACUUUCAUGUAGGAAGAACACUUUGUUCUUUGUUUUCAUCCUUGCUGCUGCAGUACAAAAUUGACUGUGAUAAUGAGGUAAAUAAUUUUAGAAUAUUAGCCUACAGAUCAGUUUUCCAUUGACUGACGUAAAACCAAAACCAAAGUUAUCCCAAUAGCCAAUCAUAACGAAGGUUUGUGACAUCAUUGAUCGAUGAGGACUCAUUUAAAAUAGGGAAAUAAAAAACGUGGGCAACCAAACCGCGAUCGGUUAUCUUUUGACGUCUGAUUGGCCUAAAGCAUGGCAAAAGAUUUCUAGAUCAAUCACAUACCGAAGUAAAGCAAAACCAAAGCAAUAUCAGAUUACUUUCGACGCUCAAUUGAUAAUUGCUUUAUUAGUUUGUAGUUAAAUGUGAUUGAAACCAGAGUGUGUAGAAUACAUUAAGACAUUGGGGUACCGUUGUUUUGAGGCCGAAAACUCAAACUUCGCCUUUUUCUGCUUACAUAUUCAGUUGAGAUGGAAAUAAAGAGCUUCAACGCGGUAGUGAACCUGGAGUUUCUACUGGUUCUGUCUAAAGUGUUUACGUCAGCGUUAGCCACGGAUGAAUCAGACAGCACGUUAUUACUUGCCUCUAAACACGUAUCUCAGAAGGUGGCUAUUACACAUCCAUCUGUCACUGUUGCGAACACCGAUAAAGAACCACCACAAAUCGUCGUUCAGAUCGCCAUUAAAGACCCGGAAAUUAUCUUGCUAGCAGAUGGAAGAGACAAAAAUACCAAUGCUCUCUUCUUGAAGGUUAGUACAAAUCCAACGGUGCAUAGUUGACUAGACAGAGAAAGAAGUUCACAUCCAAUUAACCCUCUACACCAUCAGUGUAAACAUCAGUAUGCAUAUUCUCCAUACUGUUCUCUAUACAUUUCCUUAGGUGCUCACAAGGAGAAUAUGUUUAACAAUCAAGAGUUUCUUUAGUUGGUGAUCAUUUUCUUUGUUCUCUUGACCUAAAUGUUUGAUUUAGGGGUGAUUUUCUAGAGAGAAAUUAGAUUCUAGUCACUCGUAGGGGUCAAAGGGUUGAACACUACUUUGCAACCAAACAAAAGAAGGUUCAGCAGGUAAUUUAGUGUCAACAACUGAGUUGAAAACGUAAAUUGGCCACCGUAAAGAGUAAAAAAGCUGACGUUUCGAGCGUUAGCCCUUUGUCAGAACGCUCGAAACGUCAGCUUUUUUACUCCUUACGGUGGCCAAUUUACGUUUUCAACUCAGUUGUUGACACUAAAUUACCUGCCUUACUCUCCCACCGACGCAGCACCACAGUUUCUUUAGAAACUCACCCCCCUUUAAAAGAAGGUUCAAACGAGCAGUCAAGGAUGGAAGCUAACAUACCACAAAGCAAAGAGUCAGUCAAACAAACGGGCAGACAGAUCUACACGUAUAACUUAGAAAGAAACUACUGAAAAGGAAGAAAUAGCUAUCGAAUUGGCUUUCGAAGCCACAGUUUAAUCGAGUCUGUUGAUGUAAAAAGUUACGGAGAGACAUUUCUUGAAAGGUAUUCGCGAAGGGUGAAUCGAGUUUGAAAAAAACGGCUUGUGACCCUUGUACUUAAGGAUUUGAUUCCCAUGAAAAGUGGAACUGUGACGGUUUACAUCUCACGGCCACUUCUUUUGUAAAAGUUUUAGUAAAUUAUAUAUUCAUGAGUGUUUUAUAUUCUCAAACAUAAGGGAAUAGUUUAUUCCACGUUUUUUUCUUUUUUUUUCGUGCAGAAUACAAUCGAUUUCCGCUUUGUUCAGGGUCUUGGACAGCAAAACAUGUCAGGUUCUGUUUCAGAUGUCGUAAUUAACUUAGCAGCGUUUGACAAGGAGAGAAGAGCUUCAACCAAAUCCAGGGUGAAACUUUAUUCCUUUUUACUUGAGGGUGUAGUGAAUUGAUCAGCGGUGCGACAACGUGACUAGAGGAGUCAAUUUACCUCCCAGAGCUCUUGGGUUCGAGUCUUAGGUCACGAUUGUAAAUAGCGAACUACGCGCCGGGAUUUUCAACCUCGAUGAAGAAACUUUCAAUUGAGUGUCCAAAUCAAUCUAAGGUUUCUUUGGUUUACUUUACUUUGUUGUGUGAUUGGUCCAGAAAGUCGCCCUCCUUUCUUAACUAAUCAGAUUCAAAACUUCAGCCAAUUGCGACUUGGUCACAGGCUUUUUCUUGCGUUCCCGUCGCACUCAAUCGAAAUGCGCUCUUUGCUUUAACUGAAUGCGUGGUUUUUCCCAAAGAGUAGCCCAGAUCCUCCAUGUUUUCUGCCUUAAAAAACAUCAGAGAGUAAGCUUUUCAUGUAUUAAUGUUUCUCCCUGACAAGUUAUUUGAACAGUUUACUUACCUUUUCAUUUGCAGGUUCUUCAGCUUUCGCAUAUAUAUUUUGUAAGCUCGGUACCAGAAGGCAGUAGCAUGCAUAUUGACGUAUCAACAGCAAUGGCUUAUAUACACGUGUCGCCUCCUACGAUCAGGACAUUAACAGCGUGUCUGAUGUCAUUAGCCCCAGCUAAGGUUUGUGUAGCUUACAGAACCAUUGGUAAGAACGCAUUUGGAAGUUUUGUGUGUCUCAUGAACAUAUUGAUAAGAAUAGUUUUUUUUAAGGUUUCUAUGAGUUACGAAAUCCUUUUUAACCCUUUCACUCCCAAGAUUUCAUUACUGAAUCUCCUUGCUGGUUGAUAGACAAUUUUCAUGAUUUUACUUCGGAGAAUUUGUCAUUGGAUCGACUGAUAAUCCCUUGUUGAUAUUUUUCUUUAUUCUCAUCACUUGUCUGCUUUAUAUCGUAUUGAUAACGUAAGGAAAAGUUGUGUCUUGAUCACUCAUGGAAGUUAAGGGGUUAAGAAACCAUCUGUAAAAAUCCUUAUUCAACGUUUUUAUGACUUAUUAACCGAUACGAAAGAGUCAAGUUGAAUGUCUGUUCGUGUUUCAUCAUUCGUAUUAUCUUCCUUUUCGAUUUUUUCUCUCCAGACGGAAGAAGAUGGAAAGAAGGCAACUGAAAGUGCUAUAGACUUAUGGAAUGAAAAGCCAAUUACGACUAAGGAUCGAUGGUAUUUAUCCCCAGGUGAGGCAAACGUUACGUUUAUUUAACGUACUGUAUGCCUAGAUGAAGGAACCAUCUUUUGACGGAGUAAAAGUUAUCCAUCCUGUUUCUGAGGUUGCGUGCAAAUUAUUUGCUCAGAUGAAGAAAAACGGAAUGCUUUGCUCAGUAUUUCCUUGUAUAUUGCCAAAAAUAGAUAAAAGUAAUUUUUUUUAGAUAUCAUUGAUGUUGAACUUUCAGAAUAUAACGGCUAUGAUCCAGACAUUAUGGUACAGGUUUACCUUUAAGUAUUCUAUAGAGCCCAAAAGGUUUUCUUUUUUUUUUGAGGGGGGUGGGGGGGUGGAGAGGGUUAGUUUAUGGGUGAGAACACUCACUCCCCUCUUGUGAGGGCUGGGAUUGAGACAUUUAUCUUCUACGAAAACUAAGACCAAAUUCUUAUUAUUCAGGCGCUUAGUAGCAGGUUUGAAUUUAAAAUUUGGGUUUAUUCGUUUUCGGUCAAAAAUCGUCGUCAGGGUCUAAACCGCAUUUGAGUGUGCAAGUUUUCCAAUGUAGGCUUCGGGAUCUAGUUGUAAGCAUUUAAAAACAAUUCGUGAAGGGAAUGACAGUUUUCGUGAGUUUUUUAAAUAUUUCUUGCAUGCCCGUACUUGAUGUCCGUACUCUUAAUAAGAACUCUUGAGAAUUCCCGUGUUUUUAAGGCUGGGGUAAACUUUUCACGUUUGUGAUUUGCGUUUUAGUUCCAGAAGACCAGCUUGUUCCUGGGAGACGGGUGCUUGCCAGAGCUUUGACUAACAUGAAGUUGUAUGAUCCGGGAUAUAUUUACGUGGCUUUGGAAAACAUGAUUGGUGUCCACUUUGACGGCGGCUUCCCAACUGCCUAUGAUCCAAAUGACAUUACCGCUAUUGUGGUGGACAAAGAUCCGGAUCCUAAAGCUCUGGUUGUUGGUACACCUGUGGUAGCCAAGCGUUUAAACGAUUCAUCUCAUGUCGAAGGAAAAGUGAAAGCAAGGAAAGAGGAGAAUGGAAAGGAAACAUAUUUAAUUGACUUUUUGGAUGGCAUCGGACAAUGGGAUACUCUAAAUCAGAUUCGUAUUCUCACCACUAGUAAGCCAGGAGGUAUGAAGUUUGAGGAGUUGUGGCUGAUAAUUCCAGCUAUGUUACAUGUCUGUUGUCAGCAUAGGUUCACAUUAGUCCAGCUGUGUUGGUUGGGAAAGUUACGAAAUUAGCUCGAAUAACCGGAGACUGAACUAAACCCCAUCGGAUUCAGUGCGAACGAAGAUCGCCGUUUAAUAUUUGAAAAAUUUAAAUGAACUUCAUGCUUUGCAAGUGCAUCUAAAAUCAAAGAUGCGCAUGUAAUAGUCUACCUCAGUUUUUUUUUUUUUUUUGUAGUUUGUAGGGGGCAGAUUGAAGUGUCAUCCAUCGUAUUUGUCAGAUUAAAAGACGAGAUGUACAGGAGAGGUUUUGUCUCCAGCAAAACAUACAGGAAACAUGUGAUACGGGUAAUCGGUGAAGUGGCGAUUAUCAGCGUAGACGUAAACGACAGUGCGGCGGUAGUACCAGAUGUUAUCCCAGAUGCAGCUUCUCUUACUGUUGGAAGAACAGUUAUUGCUACAGUUGACACUGCUUUUUGGGAGGCGGGAUUUAUCGUUCAGAUUCGGACACUAGACGAUUCAGGAGGGGAUAUUUACCGUGUCAGGUUCUUAAAUGGUGGCGAUACGUGGAUUUUUAACGUCAACAACAUCCGUAUUUUGAUGACAAGGAAACCCAAUGGUACGUGUGGCUACGACUCUAAAACAAUUUUCAAUUGAGUUUCGAAAGUAAUGCGGAAUUGGUUUUGUUUUGCUAUACUGCAUCAUAGGAUUGGACAAGGAAACACGUGCUACUUCCUCAACCAAUCAGGUUCAGCUCUAAAACAAUUACAACUUGGUCGCCCGCAUUUUCCCUCGCUUCAGUCAGUGUACAUGUCUUUAGUUUCAGUUCUCAUUAGUUCCGUGUGGUAAUAUCCUUUGUUCUCAUUUACUGUUUUGAGAUUCGCAGUAUUAUCACAUGUAGGAGAUAAAUAAAUGUAAAUUAUAUGUCAUGGUUAGAGAGACGCCACAAAAGAUGAAUCGACGGACUCUAGUAGCUUCGUAGGCAAUAUAUAUUCUCUUUCCUGUUAUGAAAACUACAAGGCAAGGUAGAAGGAGUUGUUCAUAAGCGAGUGGUUAUAAUUGCCGUGAAGAGGACAUAAAAUCAUAUUCAUUAAAUAGUUCUAGUGUACCUAGUGUAUUCUGCGCAAAACGCUACGUAAAUUCUAGGGCAAUCGUUUUUUCGAUGUGCUAGAUCCAGAAAGGUGGAAAUCUAGAAUCAGUGCUUGAGUAAAUGAGACAGUUGUUGCCUUGCUAUUUUCUCUCUUUAGUCCCAGAAGGCAUUUUAGAAGUGGGUACAGUGGUAUGGGCACACACGUCCAAAAUACGCUACUACAAAGGAUUUGUCGCCUACAAAGGAACAAAGCUGCAUGUUGAUCUCUAUGACGGAGAUAAAUUUGUGUACGAAAUGAAAGAUGCGUCACACAGAGUGAUUCCUGAUGUGCCGCCAAAGGCGGCAGAUAUCAAACCUGGAACCAGAGUUAUAGCCAAGUUUAAGAACAAGCCUCGGUACUACAGUUCUACAGUGAUGGAGGUGGACGCCUCUGAGCCAAGCGAACCGAUGUAUCAUGUGAAGCUUGACGAUGGAGAUGAGACGUGGGAUUCUUUGUAUCAUCUCAGACUUUUACCCAAAGAGGUUCAAGUUGGAAGUACGUUUUGGAAUGUUUGUCUUAGCUUCUUCACGAUGAGCUAACGAUCUGUUAUGAAUUGUCUUGGGAUGGUCUGUUGUUAUCCUUUGCGAUUGACCUAAAGGAAAAAUAUUGUAUCCUUCAUCUCUAGGUGAGGAGAAGCCUCCCAACCAUGUUAAUGCCAACGAGGCUGGUAACCAUGAAACAGAAUUGGUAAGUUUACAAGGGCGUAGCCUAGGGGUUUCUUGUGGUGCCUGUGACUUCCUCCCCCUUCUUUUAGACACAAUUUUGUAAGAGGUCAAGCAAAUACAAAUCUCAUGAUUCAGAUUUGAGAAAACAAGCGAAUCCGAAGAAUCUACCCGGCAUAAAUUUUUCCAAUGCUAGGUACACUAUUGGUCCAUCGCUCUUGCCGUUAAUAAUGCGAGUCCGCUGAUACACAAGGAAGAGAAGCGGUAAAAGACAGUUUACCUACGACGUGCGGAAAUCAAUAACUUCCCAUCCCCGCUUCUAAAAAAAAUCUUAGCUGCGCCCCCGCUACAAGAAACAUUUUAGAUCCAGAUCAGUCAUCCUGAUAUUUUUAGGGGCCACCAGAGAUUAAUUUUCCAUUCAUAACGAUAAUUCAAAUUUUUAUUUUCUUUCUCAGUUGGUUUUUAAAAUGGAAGGACUCGACAUCAAGCUGGAAGGUUUGUUUGGCAGCCAAGUGAUUCCAUUGCUGUCCGUUGAUGGAUCCAUCGAAGGAGAAGUUCGGAACUGGUCUUCGGCAGUAAGUAAAAAAAUGUAUAACGUAUACUGUAGCAAUUAUUUUUUGAAAGACAAUGGUUCAUUUUCAUGUGAAUCUUUUAUCAGUAAAAGCGACUUUUGAAUCUUAAUACCUCUUUCAACUUUUCCGAGUGAUAGUAAAAGGCUUUUUCUCGUUAUCGAGUUUGAUAAGAUUUUUGUAGAGAAUUGGGGUAGUUUACUACGCCUAUGCUGUAUUUUGGCGUUUUGUUGUUGAUAUUAUUAUUUUUGUUUACUUUUCGUUGUUCCCUUUUAUUUUGUUAGGGACCCGUCUCCCUAAUAGCUGGUGCACUUGAUUCUGUGUUAAAAAAUCCAAAAGUGGGGGCCUUGGAGCCCUUUUCUCGAAAGUCCCCAGCCCGAAGCCAAAUUUUAAAAUCAAAAUCUGAAGCAUAGAGAAGCAGUUUCUCUCACCUUAACAAGUAUAAUUCGUUUCUUUAGCUGAUAGUUAAGUACCAUCAUUUUUAAAUUUUUUUUUUAAAACUUUUGAAAUCCCCAUCUUAAAUGAAAACAAAACAGCUUUACGGGUCCGUUAAGUUACCAGGACCGGGCUGUUCUGUUUUCAUUUAAGAUAGGGUUUUCAAUAGUUUUGAAAGUUAUACAAUAAAAAUAUCAGCUAAAACCAAACUGGAUUAGUAAGGGUACCAGAACCUACUUCUCUAUUUAAAUUUUGAUUUUAAGAUGUGGCUUCGGGUCCAUUUAGUUACCCGAACUUUCGAGAAACAAACCCCUGGUCACAGAGUUGUGUUCCUGGUCGUGACAAUUGACUCUCACGGUGCCUUUCCUCUCAAGAGCGUAAAAGGAUACCAACGAAUUCUCAGCGAAACCUUUCGAAAUGCUGAGAGGGGAUAACCUGCGAUGGACAAGAAUCCCAUUCAGGGGGUGUAGCAAUGGCGGUACUCCUACUCGUCUUAUGCUACAGAAACCGAGACAAAGCUCGGUCGGAAUAGUCCCUUGGCUGGUUUAUGUGACUUGGCGUUUUUAUUUAUUUCAGUUGUCAGUCUAUGCUCGAGUCGGCGUCAUUGGAAACUAUUUCAACGAAAGUGUGUCUGAAUGGGAACCUCUUAUUGAGCAGGUGGAGGAUGAAAACGGCACUUAUCGACAUUGGGAAGUUAAUUUUGACGUGAGUUAAUUCUCGUAGCGAAGAAAAAAACUCUCACUUUUUCCACAAGUUACAAAUUUUUUCCUUUUUUUCACCGUAGCUAUCUUUAGCAAAUGGUGGAGAUGAAAAAAGCAGUUUGGAUGACAAUUCAGAGGCAGCCGUGACUCUGGCAGUUCGAUCAAAGGAUGAAUUACAGCUGACUGUAACAAAAACAUGUCUGGACAUCUUCACUAAACUCGGAGCGGUCAGUACAAAACUAGCAGGAUGAUGAUAGUGAUAAAAAUAACUGCCACAGUAACGAUUAUGAUACUGAUAAUGACCAGAAUGAAAACAAUCACGACUUUAAAGAUAACAAAAAUGACUGAAGUCUCCUUCCAAGCUGUCUUUGGUAUGUCACGCAUGUCACGCAACCCUUAAAGAAAAUUCACUGUUAAAUUAAUUCUGUUACAAAUAUUGAAAUACCUAUUCAUGUCAGUAGGCUUUCAAAGAGGCUGUUACUCUGAAGGGUACAAGAAGAGUGGUAGCCAUUGAAGACGUUCCACCCUAUCAGAUAUGGAAUGAGGUUUGUUAUCAACAGCUUCUUUUUUAUGUAUUUUUCCAGCGAUAUCACUAACUGUCAUGUUUUGAUGCUUGUUAGCUUGGAAUGGAAGUGAAACUUCGUCCGGGAAAACAGCUUAUGGUAUGUUGUCAUCGUACUUUUCUUGGCUCCAAAAUUCCUGAAUCUUCUUUUUCCUCUUUCUAUGAGGCGGAAUUUGAUAGAUGCUGCAAGUCAGGAUGAAAAAUCGUGAAUGUUAAACAAGUUCAGUUUGAAAAAGAAACCUUUUCUUAACGGAUACUAACGGGGUCCCGUUUGUGUUCGAUCAAGAUAAUUUGUAUACUCGUCUGUUAAGAGGACGUCAAAGAAAUCCCGUCCUAGCUUUCUUUAAAGUGAAGAAAAGUUAUAGCCAUUGAACGCGUGUUAUGUGAAAGGAGCCAUAUCAAGGUUUGCGUUAGAGCAAUUUUCAAUUCACAGUCUUAAGAAAUCCGAGAUUGCGUUACUUUGUUCUGUCCAAAAAAACUGGCGUCACUCUGUCAAAAAUCAGAAUCCAAACCUAAAACCAACCAUGACUUAGUCGCCCGCGUUUUCCCGCAGUUUGGUUGUUUUUACGUGGAGUUCUCAUUGGCUCUUGGAGAUAUUUUCCUUUCCUCUGAUUGGACGUUGUGAUUACUUCGGUUUUGCUUCAGCUGUACUCGGUAUGCAUUGUAUUUAAUUGUGUAUUUGUGUUAUGAUAGAUUGCAAGCGGGGUUGAUCGAGAUGGCAUGAUUACAGUGCUUCCAGGUCAAAGGCUUUCCCUACGCUUUGCCAAAGGCGUUCACAAAAGAACCACCCGAUACGAAAGAGCAAAUAAUACAUCCGGAGGAGCGGGGCCUAGUAUUGGUGUUGAGGUGAGAACAGCCAAUAAACUCAAACUUCCAAAUGUAGUGGAUGUGUAUUUUCGCCAAAAGAAACUGGGAUAGAGAAUGGUUUGAAACCAGAAGUAACAGCUGAUCGUGUAGUCUGAUCGUCCGGGUUUGAGUAGUCCAUAGAAAAACUGUUGUCGCUAACAGUAACUAAUGUUUCAAUAACCUUAGCGGCAGUCAUUAUUACAGUCAAGUGUCAGUUUGGUUCGUGUGAACUGAUUGCUCAAUUUUGUCGUGAUGGUAUUUGGUAUAAGAAUCAGUCAGCGUUAGUCAUGCGUCUUUUGUCGUGUAAAUGUGAUUAAAUCUUUUGUAUGGUGCUGGUGGUUGUAGACAUAUUUUGCGGGGAGGCUCUUCCAAGUAAAGAACCAGCUUUUCAGCAGCAGUUACAAAGAUUUCCGAGGAUAUGAUUUAUUUCGUCUGUCUGCAGUGCCCAAAAAAUCACAAAACUUGAAAUCCUAAGAAACCCUGACUUGAAUCUUGUUUUGAAAUCAUUAGGUGCAAGGCUAUCAUGAGAUGAAACCUGUCUCAAUCAAACAAGCAAGAGUUAUCUUACAAAAUGUCAUCCCCAAAAAGGUAAGAACAAAUAAACGAUGACAGGCAAAAAUAAAUUAUAAUUAAGUAUAAUAAGAAUAGGUAUAAACAAUAAAAUGUAAUUUUGUAUACUGAUACCCUUUUUGUUGAUUGAACAAAGAACAAUUUCCGUCGUCUUAAAUGUGGAACUGGUAUCUAAAAACAGCUCUUAGAACAGUUGAUCCAAAUGCACAUUUUAUUUAAAUGUUGGAUCAAGUAAGUUGGCUUUCUGCUUCACCAAGCCACUCAAAUAUUGUUGUUCUCCGGCCUAACUGGAUUUAACUGAUCAGCCGAUGUACCACCUCAAUUAAUUUAAAUUUUUGAAACACAGCUCAUAUUUUUUUCUUUUUCAAAUCUUACUGUACAUAAUUGUCAGUUGUAGUAGGCUAGAAACACCUCAGAGAUGUUUGUAAAGUAUUAAAAGUGAGAUAAAUACUUUUUUUUUUCCUGUCAAGUAUGACUGAGGUAACUUUCCACCAGAUUUUUCCAGCCAACGUUACGGUGAUCAGUGUCUAGUUAUUGAAUUUACAGAAAAUGAAUUCUAACGUCGUUGUUUAACCAAAACCGUGUCAUGAUGCAGUAAUAUUGACCUCGUUUCUUGCUUUAAUUAUGUCUGGAGGUGAUGUUCUGAUGAAAUAAGAGAAAUUUAUGUUAAGAUUAAUGAAUAAUGUAAUAAUUGAGUUUAAUUUAAAUAAAUCACUUUAGGGCACAUUUCAAUUGAUUGUCAUCAAAAACCAGUGAUGAAAAAUACAUGGGAAAAUACAAAAUGACAAAGUUGCGGUUGGGUUUUAGUACUGUUUUGCAUCUCAUCAGUUAAGAAUGUAAGUUUUCGAAACCGACCAGAGACCAAAGUAGAGCAAAACUAAAGUAAUCUUAGAUGCCUUUUGACACUCAGUUGAAAAUUGCUUUUGAAUUCUCUGCAUGCUUAGUUAGUAUUCUUACAUUUUAGUUUAUAGAUAUGAUCGUUUUAUUACCAGCAAUGAGCACCAUAAACGAAAUGGUCCUGAUAACGGAUCUUGACUCAAAUUAGGUGAAGGGCAAGUACCCUAAAUUAACGGCUCUCUAAUGGGAAACGUGAUUUUAUAAACGACUUUAGCUUUCUCGACUCUUCUGUGGGCUCAAUUCUGGCUUUCAACGCUAACCACUCGUCUCUGUUUCAGAAAUACUGGUAUACUGAUAACCCUAUAAAUUAUAUUUCUUAUUGGUCAAUGUCAGUAUCUGUACAGCUGUGCAUAUAGCCCUCCCCUGAUCCAACAUUAACCCUAACAGCCUAACUUGAUAUCUGUUGACUGUUGUUGGGUUACUGGAGGGUUAGGUGGGCAGUUGCUCAAAUACUGACCUAGAUCCUUUCCUAUUUGUGUAUAAGGUCAGUGUCUUUAUGCUGUCUAAGUUUUUCGUCAACAUUUGCUAAUUUGCUAACGGAGUCUUCCUGUUAUUUCUUUGUUUUUGACUGAGUACUUUUUUUUUUGCUUACAAACUUUUGUUUUUCUUUUUGGAGCUUUGAUUGCUCUCUGAACCGUUAAUCGCUAACUUCUGAAUGAAAACUGAGUUGAAAUGAACGACAGAGCAAUCAAAAGUUACAGUAACACGUGCUUUCUUUACAGCUCCUUUCUGGAUUGAUUGUAUCAGUUGUGAUUCAAGUGGAAACUGGAGACGGCCAGAAGAUAGUAACUAUCAGAUCACCCUUACAGGUCAGUACGCAGAACUUAUCAGAUCUAUAUCAGCAACUGCGCACGUGCCCCUCCCCUAACCUGACAUAAACCUUUCUCAUUCGUUGGCUGUCGUUGGGUUUAGGGGAGGGGUAGGUGCGUAGUAGGUGCUCAGAUACUGACAUUGAUUGUGAUUAUCCGUGGUUCAGAGUGGAUUUAAAAAAAUAAAUGCUUUUAACUUGCCAGGUACGUGUAGCGUGGAAAAAGUAACAAAGCAAAACAAAACUAGCAACAGAGUUUGGUUUAAUGUUGCCAUCAUGACACAACGCUUUUUAACACAGGUCAACAACCACUUCCCGAUCUCAGUGGACUUACUGUGUAGGAAGGAAGAUCAGUUGUCCUGUGUUACAACAAUUCAACCGGACAGUGUGUUCAGUGUUCCCCUAAUAUUGGCUCACAAGGCUGCACUUUAUCUUAGACCUGCGGGAUUCGGGUUUGUUUAUUUUACUGUGAUCUGUGCUUUGACAAUGACAACUGCGAUCAGUUCAUUGGCACUUCAUUAGAAUUAUUUUUUUGGGAUUAUGCCCCAUUGGCGUUCGGGAAUAUAGAGACAGUUAUUUUGUGGCGAGAUGCUACUGCUACGAAACUGCAAUAAGAAGCAAUUUUGCCAGGUUUUACGUGACGUCGAUUCCCCAGUUACCCUUUUAACUCUCAAAAUCUGAUCGUUAAUUUCCCCCCCUUAGCUGGUACAUAUUUGUUACAAGAACAUGAUGAUGUGUUACAUCAAUAUAACAACUUCUACCCGAUAAAUUUUAGUAUUCUCAUUACCUGUUGGCUGGAUAACUUAUGGAUAUUAUUAUUAUUAUUAUUAUUAUUAUAUUAUUAUUAUUAUUAUUAUUAUUAUAGGGAGAAGUUACAUGUUUAUGUUCUCUGGGAGUUAAAGGGUUAAAAGCGUGUCAAGAAAUGAAUCCAUCAUAUCUUUCCAUAAUAUCUGUCCAUAGCUAAAAAGAGGCUUAAACACGCUCGUGGAAAAAAGAUUGACCUGUGGAAGAAGAAAUUAGACAUAGCCAGUGUCUGGAAUAGUAACACAAUACGUGUAACUGUAUAAACGCCACCAACACUGGAAAAAUUCAAAACCCUAUGUACACAGUCUAUUCAUUUUGUGAUCUUGGUCUCAAGCUGCUUCAAAUAUACAUUGCUUAUAAUUAUUGGCGCCUGUAAAAUGUAAUGGAAACACUUUCUGACUUGAGGACAAAAAGGACAAGGUUUAAAUCGAAACUUCUUUGUUUCUGAUAUAUGUUCUUUUGUUUUAUUUUUUUGUGAUUUUUUGUUUUUGUUGUUGUUCUUUAUCUUAAGGUAUGGAGCAAGUACGACACCGCUGUUGUGGAACAAGUUGGCAUCUGAGGGGUAUUCUUCAGUUCAGUGUCCACCCCCGGGAGGCGAGGGACCACCUUUUCAUAUCGCGGUAAGCUACUUCAGAGGAACUUCUGCGUCGAAAAUAAUUUGUCAAAAAAUUAUUGUAUUUUCGAAAAUUAUGCAUUAAUUAAUUAUGUGUAAAUAAAACUAUUUAAGAUUGCAAAAUAAAUACCUCUUACUAACUGAAUUCGAGGUCUGUACCGCAAGUUACGGAAUUGGUUUUUUCGCUUGGAUUUAUGGCCUAAGUGCGAAGCACGUAGUAAUUGAGUCUUGUUGUAAUUGAGAGCUAUGAUAAAAGACGUUUAUCAUAGGUAUACUGUUUAACUGUUCAGUUAAAUAUUGAGUGGUUUUUAUUUCCGCUCAUUAUGAAGUAGAAAGAUCUGUUUUUAGACGAGCAAAGGCUUUGACUUGUUAAUGAUUUAACAUCAAACUGUACUCUGUUGCAAGAAGGUUCUAUAUAUGAAGUUGAAUGUGAACAAUUCUUUUACAGGUUGGUUGUGAACAAGUGUCGUACAGUGCAGUUCAUGGAUCCUUGGAGCAUGCGCCAAACUACGUCUUACACAUCUACCCAACGGCUGUUCUACAUAACUACUUGCCAUAUAAUAUUCUCUACAGUACACCGGUAAGCAGAAUGUGACUGACACAGUAACAAAAGUAAUAAGCACGCUCGGAUUGGUCAGAAACCCACGGUGUAUUGUUCUGGUGAACCAAUAGCUAUUUCAGGUGAUUAUAAGGGGAUAAGUCUAUAGAGAAACUGUUGUGCUGCGUCAGUUGGUGGGUAUAACAAGACAAUCUGGCUUUAUGAUCUGAGUUGCUAACGUGAAUUGGCCACCGUGGAUUCAGAAACUCUGAAAGUUGGCUAAUUUACAUUAUCAACUCACCUGAUAAACCAAAUUAUCUCAAAUUAUGUCAAGUGAGUUGAGUGUGUCACACAUUUGGACGUCGUCUGUGAUCUAUCACUGAAUAGGCGCAAGACAACAUGUAAUCUAUUUGUUUUUCAUCUAUCAAGGGUUAGGAAUAAUGUGCCGGAAACGCGGGCGCAAAAUUGCGAUCAAAGGUUCGGAAACAAGCUUUCUUCAGAGGGUAGCAAAGGGGGAUCCCGUUUCACGCACGAGUUUUAGAAAAAAAUAACGCAUCACGUAUACCUUAAACAGCAUUUUACGUGUCAUGAAUUUAAACCAUGAAGACUACAAAUCUCUCUUCAUGUGUGCAAGGUUUCAGGGAAAUCUUGAGUUGAUCAAUUUGUGGUAUCGAAGACGUUGGUUUUAAGCGAUCGUUGAACCGUUAGUUUCUUGAUGUUUAUACGCUUGCUUUGCAUUUUUAGGGAACGCCUCUUGUUGAACUUAAAGGUGGCGACAAAUGGCCUUUGUUUUCCGUCAGUCUUCAUCGAAAAGUCAAUCUUUACAUUCAGGUAACUGUAGUAUGUUAUUGACAUUAUUUGCCUCCGGAAUGGCCAACUAGUGAAACCAUAUGCUGAAAGAAGUGAAGAGGAGACGUAAUUCCUUCCUUAUUUCUUUAACAGUCAGACUCAAUUUACACCCAUCUUUCCAGUCAGGUCUACAUCUCUCCCCUGGCUCAUUUCCCGAACAGCAGAUAGUUGUCAAGCCUGAAAUCUAAUUAUCAAAUAGAAAUUUUUACUCGCUUUUUAUUUCAAAGCAUCAUCGUUUGUUUCACAAUGUUAUCACUUCUAUGUAGAAGAAUUUCCUCCUUUUCAACAAUCACAACCUUGCACAAUAAUUACAACAAGAUAAAAAAAAUGGAGAAGGGCGUAAUAUAGCAAGCUAAUUAGAUGCCCUUUAUGGUAAAUUACAUUUUUUUCAUACAGUAAAAAAGUUAUACAUGUAAUCACUUCCGAUGUGGAUUGCGACGUUUUUGACUGCAUACUGUCUUCAUCUGUUGAUCAGGUCGACUAAUUACGCAUCCGACCAUACGAAAUAUUACGUUUCGCUGUGAUUGGGCAAUUUUAAACUGCCUGUUAUUUGUGCAUGUUCUUUAGCGUUCUGCUGUCUUAUGUGUCACCUGUUGUCGUGUUUCUUGAUGCUCCGCGUCCUUGCUUCUGAUAUUCCCUUUCUACUGUCGCUGUUGAUGUUCUUAGGGUGAAGUCUGAAGCAAAUGUAAUUUUAACCUUUAGAUUGACAAUUAUCAAGGGAGCAUGUGGAAAGGCCAGGUUGAACUUCUCAAGGGAAUGGACGAACUCACAACAUUUACCUUGGAAUCAACUCAAGUGGCAGGUUAUGGAAAGCACUUGGUAAGAGUUGAUGGAAUAGAGCCAUCUUUAAAAUGGCGACCGGAAAACUUUAUUCUUGGGCCAAAACCUACGUGAUCCGAACAGUGCAUAGGAAAAUCGUAAAUCUCAAAAACACUAUUUUAACCCAACCAGGAAAUGCUUUUGAUUAUUACCUAAAUAUUGGUAGCCUUAGUAACACGAGGGUAAAUUAAACUUUAAGAUUACCGAGUAAAGAGUUAAUUUGGUGUUGAUUGAAAUCUUCAGUUUGGGAGCAUAUUUAGAAUUUGUUUCUACUGUUCAAUUGCCAAUUUGAGAAGAUCAGGUUGCUUGACUGUAGCUGAUGAAGGUAAAGCAAAUUCUUCUCACUGAUGUCUACUCAUUUCACUUCCAAGCAUGUAAGCGCUAUAUCUAUUCCAUAUUUGUGUUGCUUACUUAUUACAGAGACUGGGAGUGUUAGCCAGAUUUGAUGGGACAAUGAGCAUUACCUUGUACUGCCCUUACUGGAUGGUCAACAAAACUGGACUUUAUCUGGAAUACAAGGUAGGAGAACAUCUUCAAUUCGCUGGUAUACUUUGAUACUUUGGGUAGAGGGAGGCAUUCUGAUAGCUCCACAAAGUAAACGAUUUUUAUCUCCGCUACUCUCUGAGAGACAGUUUUUCUCUUUAUCCAGCUAUCCAGCUUGCUUCAAUCCAGUCUCGAUCCCUAGAGCUCUUCUGCAAUACAGGAGGUCGAGAUUGGCUUUGGUCAAUGGACCAUUUCUGAGUGCCUUAAAUCCUUACUUUGGAAACUUGGUCAAGUGCAAAACAUUUGUUAUGAAAAUGAGUUACCAACAAAAAAAACAUUUUCAUAUCAAAGGCUUUGCUCUCAGCGUCGUUUCAAGCAGAGGCACUGGACAAUACGGAAAUAGCCUUUUUAACAACAAAAUGAACAGAUUUAGUUUAAGAAUCGUCCAGGAAGCAUGCGUGGUUUGCUACCCGUAAGGUAGUGUUCAUACCAUCUCUGAAUAGCUAGCCACUGAUCUGUUUUUGCCUUGAGGGUAGUCCAGUAUUUGACUUGAGACAAUCAUAACUGUCCAUUGUUUCUCUCUUAAACUUGGUAAAUAACGAGUUGAUUUAUUUCCUGUUUUUAGGCGCCUUAUGACGAGACUGUUAUACCUCAUCCCGUUUCCUUGACCGAGCCAGUCAUGUUUUCUCACCGAGGAAAAGGAGUGGUGAGAAUUCAGUUUUCGUUCUAUUUUACUUCUACCCACAGUCGCGUCAUCCCUUGCUGUGACUUGUACUUUUUCUUUUGUGAUCCAUGUUUAAAUGGUAACAGUUGUCAUAAUUUCUCUAAUUUAAUGGUAUUUGGCAGGCCUUUGUUCGUCUUGCUGAAUCUGAUUGGUCCACCAAAUUUUCUCUGGACGCGGCAGGCAGUGGAGGAGCGCUAAAAAUCACGAAGGGUGGGAAAUUGUAUGAGGUAUUUGAAAAAGCUUUAGUACUUGAACAAAGGAAGUUGUUAUUUUCUUUGAUUCUUGGUAUUUUCAUAUAUUGCCGGAAGGUUGGAAGUGAAACCUCAAACCUCUAAUUCUUGCUGUCUAACUCAAGCACACAGUAAAGUCCCGAUUAUCUUCCAAAUGUCACAAUAAUUUGCAGAUCGGUAUGCAGACAACCCUAUCCUACUUCAGUUUAACCAAGAUUGUGGAAUUCACACCGUUUAAUCUCAUAAAUAAUCACACAGAGGUAAGAAUUAUAAUGUUUAUUCAUAGUUUCUGGUGCAAUCAAGCUUUUUUUUUCCGAAUUCAACUCAUAAAUGUCACGGAGGCGGCAUUUUUUUACCUCUCUGUAAAUGUUCCUUUGUCCCGCUGUAGUAUACAGUGUCGCUGUCGGACUCGAAGGGGCCAGACUCGAAGUGGACUAAAGUUCAACCAGGAGAGGUGUGUAUUCCUGUCAUCUUUCUCGAUUUGUCUUAUAUUUCGUUUAGAGGCAGUGUGGCUGAGUGGUUAGGGCGCUGAACAUGUAAUCCAGGGGUUUCGGGUUCAAGUCCUCCACACUGCUUCUCACUAGAUUUUUUCUCAGUUUUCCCAAGUUCAUCUCUUUUCCUGCGCUUUGUAUGUAGCCAACUAGUCUACCUCCUACCGGUUGUGGCUUUUAAACACUACGUUUAUUCACAAUGUUUUAAUUUGUUCAUAUUGGUCCUGAUAAGUCCCAUUUGGGGGGUUGUCAAUUACAUUACCUACAUAAACACAAUUGUUGGUCUCGGUGUUGAAGGUUAGGGUUGAUCUGUUGGCUUCAAGUCACAUUUGACUUGUAUCCAUCGGUUUCCUAUAUUUUACUGUGUAGUCUGAUCAACCAGGUGGGAGUAGUUCUGAAAAGAAAUGCCGUCGGUAGGAAUUGUGGCUGAAGUUUCGACAACUUGAGCGUAAGUCGUCAUCAUAGAUAGUUGUCGAGUCACUUGACUCUGAUAAUGACUUCAACUUAGGAACUCAAAGCUGCCGUAAAGAGACCUUUUCAGAAGUACUCUCAUUUGGAUCUGCCGACUGCACGAUCAGCAGAUACACUUGGGUUCAAACCAUUUGCUGUGUGUAUGUUUGUUUUCAGUGUGUACCAUUCUGGCCAAAUUCGUUCCCAUCCAAGAACUUGGCUAUCAGGGUUGGGGACAAUGAAGAAGUAUCACCAAGCUUUGACUUCGAACCCGACAUCACUUUAUUGCUGAGAAUAAACGGAAAGGUGUGUGGAGGCUCGUGUUCCUAAUGCAAUUAAAGGCAAAUCAGCCUUGGUGUUUUGAUACCAAAACUGUCGCUCCUUGAAACCUCUCUGAGAUCGACCUUUCUUCUUCUUUAGAAAUUCUGCCGUCUUGUUUACGGCAACUAUUUAUCUAAGUUCUUUGUCCCCUUUACCGACUGUAAUUCAGGGAAAAUAAUUAAGAAAAAACGAGAUUUGAUUGGCUGUUGUGAUUAGUAUUCUGGUUUUACGGCAAUCAAUAGAGCUUAUUCCGGUUCCUGUAAAAUGGACACGAUGACACGGCCUGGUCUCGGAUUUGGAAACCAUUGGUUGUCUGUUGACAUAUAACUUUCUUAUUCUCAGGUGGGGGCUGUGUGUGCCGACAUGCGCACAAAAGAUAAUGCUGCUAUCACAACUAUCACACCAUACUUUGCCGGAGCAGCUACCGUUAGACUGGAGAACUGCACUGAGCUAGACAUCUGCUAUAAACAGAAAGAGUAAGUUCAAUAAGGACUUAAUGUUUUUUGACGAAGAUUGAGAUAAAGAUGAAUGAAUAUUGGCUAAAUACUUUUUUGUGUUUUUGUAAACCGAAAGGAAGUAAGACGGGGCCAACUCAACCCUACAGGAUUGUUAAAUACGAGAUAACUGGAAGCUAUAAUUUUUAAACUUGUUUUGGUUGCUGUGCACCUGCACUGUUGCUGUGUUUUGAGACUCUUUUUGCUAUAAAGGUGUAUAAAACCUCUUCUCGUUCAAGAAAGAAGUUACAAAGAAAGCGCAAGUUUUAUAAGCUCACUAAAGGCUGGUUUUUAUGUGCAACGGAGUUGGAAUCGUAAAUGCGACUCCAAACUUUAGAAAAUUGAAAAUAGCAGUCGUCAGCGGAGUCAUAAAUUUGACAGAAUUGGAGUCGGAAGAAUCAGAUCGAUAAAAUUUUUUGGAUACGAUUUUGCUUCAGACCCUGACGCUUAUGAUCUUGUGAAAACUGAGCCGUCCUCAAUCUAUUCUAUGGCUAACGAAUAUAAUAAUCUAGUGUUCAUAUAUCAUAUGCGUCGGAAUCACAAGUGGCAUCCGUUACUCUGCUCCCGAUUCCUUUGGUUCGAUUUUCAUCGGACUGUGCCUCUGAUAACGACUCGGACUCCGAUUUCACUCUUAAUUUUUCAUAGGUAAUUCUCUUUAGUAUCUCCCAUGCAAUUCAUUUGAUAUUAGUUGGAAAAAUUUGGUACAGGAUCAACAAAUAAUCCCCCAAUCGAUGUUUUUCAUUAUUCUCGUCUGCUUGAUAUUCUAUUAAUAUUGUAAGGAGAAAUUUUGUCUCAGUCCCUUUUUGGAGUUGAAGGGUUAAAAAGUAAUGGAAAGAAGCGCGGAGGUGGCUUAAAGUCAAACUCAGAUCAUUGAACUGAAUUUAAAAGAUUUGUAAGUUAGUUUUUUAGCACGAGAGAAGGAACACGGACGUGGGUAAAAGCCACAUAACUAUUAGCAGUAGUAACUCUCUUCUCGCUCUCCUAUUGUCAACUUGGGUGCCUCCGCAGCUUGUCUUUCAGGUGCAAGGAACAUUGUUUGCAUCCUAACCAGAGCGUUUUGUUCACAUGGGAUGAACCCUCAGCUUCGAGAGAGUUUGUCUGGUUUGUCAAAGGAUCUAAAGAGAGAAUCACCACUGACUUGUCACAAGUAAGCACUCUUCUUGUUGUUGUUGUUGUUGAUGUUGAUGUAUUUACAACGCUCGCUUUUUUUUCUCUUUUUUUUUCGCAUUUCAACAUAUAUCUUGGUUACCAAGGACCUUCGACCCGGUUCGUUUGACGGAUUUUGUCUCCCAAUCAUGUGAGAAGUUUGAUCACCAAAGCGUGUUUGGUGAUCAGAGAUUUCAGUUAGACGUCAGUUCAAAUUGAAAAUUCCGGUUUGAUUACCGAGAUGAUCAAGAAACAAAUGAGGUUUCAUCUUACGUUUAACCUGGAAAAGAAACCCUGUUGUUAUGUAGUGAACCUGGGCCGCCCGCUUUCAACUCAGAUCUCUUUCUGAGUCCAGGAUUGGAAUUCUCGUCAAUAUGACUCCUUUACCUUGUGAGAAAUCGAUGAUGCACCAUUCAGCACCUUUUUCUAGAGUCAUGCAAUAAUGUUUUUAUUCUGCUUUAUCUGUAGACGGGUUUUGACAGGUUUGAGUACCGUGGUAAGAAGAUGUACUAUUCCACCUUCCUGGACGGUCUGCAGCGCGUGCUCCUCAUCACCGAUGACUUUACACUGGCGUUCAGAGCUCAAGUGGUAAUUUUUCUUUUGUUGCAGGAGAUACUUAGUAACUGGAGCCCAGUACUGCUGUGUUCGCUUCAUUUAUUAAUUCAAACGUUUUGCAGCUCUGCUUCUAAUGAACUCUUCUCGUGAACUUUCCACUUAAUAAUAAUAAUAAAUAAAUACUUAUUCGGCGCAAAUAUCUAUAUGAAUAUAUUCAGAUGCGCCUUACAAGUUACAAACCCACCCAACCCAACCCAGGGGAGGACAUCCAUCACACAGUAAUCUCGUGCGUGGGAAAUUAACGUCUCCUACCCCAGUAGGAGUACUUGCAAUGAAAUUCUUUCUCCUCAAGUCACUACGUGCACUUUAUGUCCACCCCUUCCGUGAAGCUGACCAUAAAGUUAGUUGAUACUUAUAUUUCCUACACAUUGAAUGUUUUGUAUUAUUUACUUCUCUUACCAAGGAACUAAAGGAGCGCCCCUCACAGUGCAUCACUUUGGCACUUCAGGGAGUUGGCUUGUCUCUUGUGAACAAUGAAAAAAGUAUCGAGGUGGCAUACAUCGGAAUUAAACCGUAAGAGCUUCACUUUUACAGUUUCUUUUUCUCGUUCCUUUUUUUUCUUUUAGUUUUUUUUCUUAACUCGGACAGUACACUGGUGAAAAGAAUAACUUUAAAAGUUUACUCCAGACAGUAGGUUAAAAGUAAAGUUGUUUGACGUUUUUAUGCGUGAGGGAGUAAAGUUAAUUUCUGGGAAUCUAUGAAAAAUCUGAAAUUUAUUAUUGUAGGAGUGAUAUUAUCUGGGAAGAGCAGAAGAAGAAAGGAAGAUGGAAGGCACUCAAGUUACGCCUCUGCAAUGAAUUAGAAGCUGGUUGGAAUAAAUUGCAGCGAGAUAUUGCCAUAGGAGCCACAGCCAAUUACAUCUAUAAGAGUGGCGACUUGGAGGCGCGUAUCUGUAAUUUUUGUUCUUGUUGGUCAAAUUUAUUGGUGCUGUAAAUCAGCUUUCACCGGCCUUCAGCUCAGUUGGGAGGUGCAGUGGGAGGAGGUGGGAGGCGCAGUAGCUUAAGACUAGCGCUAGACGUCGGAUAGUGAGAGCUGGAUUCGAGGUGUGGCGAGGGUCAUUGUGCUUUUGUUCGCCCGGGAGUUUAAAUGUACACUAGCGAGCUGUUGGGAACACUUGACUAAGGCAAGCAGGGCUCGAAGUUAACUCUCGCAAACUCGUAAAAUGCGAGCAAUUUUGAUAAACUGCGAGUGAGGAAAAUAUACACAAGCAAACGUUUGUUUGUUAGAAUCAUCCAUGUCUCUCAAACAUGCAGUAGAUAGUUAAUGGCUGUCAGGAAAAUGGCAGAGGAGACCAAACUUUAAUACCGUUUUCAUUAAACUUCUCAGCUCGUUAAUAGGCUGUGCGAAAUAUCAAUUCUAAUAUUAUUUCAGAUAUGGCCACUGAAAUUUCAAGGGGAAAGAAUUUGGUUGUGGUCUCACCGUUUGCUGGUGGAAGAAAAUCUUAUCGGCAAAACUUUUCAAAUGUGCUAAGAAGUUAACUUCGAGCCCUGGCAAACAUUUAGCGCGCACAGUAUCGUGGGAACCGCGUGGGCUAAUGGUCACAGUGCUUUUGUCCGCCCAGGAGAACAAAUGUGUAUCAGCGAUGGCUUACCAUUCCACUAAGGAGGAGUGGCAAAACCCCUAGUUAUUUUAUGCCAUGGAAACGGAAAUAAGCCCUGAGAGCGAAUGAUUGGCCCGUGAAAGAGCAAAAUCUCCGGAAGAGCUCAGGGGAUCGUUACCUUUCUGUUCAUGUUUUCUCGAAUAGCGACGAAUUUUUACUUAAGAACUUAAAGUGCAAGUUCAUAUUUUUUGCUCUUUUUGUUUCACGUUUUUAGUAAAUGUUGUCCACCAUUUCCAGGUUGAUUUUAAACAAAUGGAGAUUGUGCGGCCUACACGCCAGCACAUCAGAAGAACAUUUACUCCUGGAAUUUCAUUAGAGUACACAUCUUCGCCAAAUGAACUCACACUUUCUACAAAGAUCAAUUCAGUUCAGGUGAGCGAGAGAAAAAUAGAGGGAGAAGAAUUGUGGCAAACAAGACUUAAAUCAUUUUAGCUCAGGGAAGUAGAACACUAAGUUCUGCCUCUUUCAGAAACCCUGCUGACACUGUAAGCUUUGUUACUAAUCCAGUGUCUUAAAACUAAGAUUAACUAAAGUUUGUUUGCCUGUUGAUUUUGUGCAGUAUGAUCGUUAAGACUCCAUCAGUCUGAAUGAGGAUGUUUGUAUCUUCGCAGAUUGACAGCCAAGUCCCAGGUGCCACCUUCCAGACCGUACUCUUCCCAGUGCCCCCUCCAAAGUCAAUCGCCGCUGAUAGUGGUAAGUGACGAAGGUGAAUUUGAGCCAGUAUCCUCCUUGCAAAGUGAUUAUCAAAACUGUAACAAAAUUCUCAAUUUUUGUUUGUCAUUGGCAGCUCGAUGUGAGCGCUGAUGGGACAAUUUACCCGUCAGUAAUCAGUACGCUCAGUAAUCAGUAAUUAUUCGCUCUGAGGAAGGGCUAACGCUCGAAACGUCAGUUUUGAAACUCUGUACAGUACCGAAAUUACCUUACCAACUCAGUUGAUAAAACCAAAUAUCUUGCAGUAAUCUCUACGAUUGUGUUUUAGAACCAAAGCCGUACAUUGAAGUGAGUUUAGUCGCAAAGCAGGAGGAGCACACGCACGUGAAUGAGAUCAAGUGAGUGGUUUGGAAAAUGGCGUUUACUCUAGGACUAUGAUCUUCUGACUAUUUUAAAAUCCACGACAAAAUGAGAUGACACAUAGUAUUCACUAAUCUACCUGAGCAGAAAUUACCAGGAAAGAACAUUGAAAAUGAACUACACUUCUCUGCAAUUUCCCGUUGCCCCAUUCAUGGAAAAUUUAGUGUAACAUUGUAGGGGGGGAGGGGAAGAGGAGGGUGUCAACGAGGGAAUUAGGAAUAAAAUUAUAAAAUUGAUGUGCUUUUCCAGAAUAUUGUGAUCUCAGUAGUCAUGUGUCAACUAUUUUGUCGCGGAUUUUAGCUUACCCGAACUGAUGUAUAAUAUUGAAGUUUCAGAUCAAUGAUUCAUCUGGUUUAUUUAAACAGUUUGCUGGUCUCUACUUCUUAUGUUCUUCUUACUCAGGUACUUCAAGGUUCUCAUUCAAGAGAUGGACGUAAAGAUCGAUAUGAGCUUCAUCAUGGCCUGUAUUGGAUUAUUUUCGUUUGACACUAUUGACAGAAGCCAAGAGGUAAGGAUGCGUUUACUGCAUUGGGCUGCAUAUCCACGGGGGUACGAUAAAACCAAAACAAAGGUCGGCGUAGAGAAAAUCUGGAUCGAACCGGAUCGGACCGGAUAGGAUCACGGAUCGAGGAAAAAAAACAAAGAGUUUUGAAAAAUAAAAGAAAUCAAAUCGUUUAUUCAAAAAAAUAAGGGUUAAAAAACUAAAAUAUGUUAAUUGAAAUUAGAAAUGUUGCGUAACAGGCCAAAAUAAAGUCUGUGUGACGUAAUGGGGCGCAGGCUCCUCUGGAAGUUUUUUUGCCCCAAAACCCCAGGCCAAUCACAGGAAGAAGUCACGUGGAUUAUUUUCGAAAAUAUCUUUAUUUCAUCUUUUAAAGCUUGUUAAAUAGGCAUCUCAAAAUAGAAACGCAGUAUACUUAGAACUUGUCGAACGUUUGUCUUCACAGUCCAGCCAGUAUGCUUUGGACAAACAAAUGGUUCAUGGCAAGCUUGGAGAGGCGUUUGCCGUUCAGGUCGGUAACUUACUGGUCUUGAAAUUAUGCCUGUUUAUAUUGUAGCCGUUUAAAAAUUCCCACUUAUUAAUCCUUUUUUUUUCCUCCAGGCUGCCCUAAGUACAGACAGAAAUUUUUUCGACUUCUUCCAUCUAUCACCGUUGAAGGUAUCGUUUCCGAUUGUCCUCCUCUAGCCCGACUCUAUAAUCAUAUCGACUUAACCGUUAACUCUCAAGAUCUGAUUAUUAAUUCUCCCCUCUAGCUGCUACACAUAUCCUUGUAAAUUAGUGAUGAGAAUUUGGUGUAAGAUCGAGUUAACAACUUCUACAUGAUAAGGUUGAAUAUUCUCAUUACCUGUUUGCUAGAUAAUGCAAGGAUAUUAUAGGGAGAAGCCUCAUGUUGAUCACUUCAGGAGUUAAAGGGCUAAUGACGCAUCAGCACACAGGAAAUUUAUUGAAUUAGCGUAAAAGAUUUCGAGAUUGCUUACCCAAUCCAAUUUCACUUCAUGAAGGGCUCAUUUCGAUUGAAAAUUAUCAAACCAAACGAAAGAAAGCACCUCGAAUGACAAAAAAGGGGAAUUACCGUGAGAUGCCAACUGAAACUCAAACGAUGAAAAUAGGAGUGACUUCGCGAUUGAUCUUGGUGUUGUAUUUGAUUGGUUGGGGCGGUGGCCUGAGUUUUCUCGACCAAUCACAGUGCGAAGAAAAGUCGAGCCAUUGCCAUUGCUGAUUGCUUUUAAAUUCUAUCACAGGCAGCCCAAGCUUACGUCUCGAGAAAAAGCAAACGAUAAAUUUAAGAAAAUGAACGACACUUUUAAAAACAUGUUUCGACAGUUCUUCUGUUGUUGAAUUUAAAGUGCGUAAUUUAAAGUGUGUAACAAAAUGCUGAUUGGACAAAACAAACAAUAGUAACGGAACAAUGAAAGCAUUUACAAGGAAAGUUUUAAAUUAACAUGAUAAAGUUGAUGAUUAAGUGUUGGUUUCUCCCACUGAAUGUGGAUAGCUUCUUUGAUUUUAAGUUGAAAAGUUGUGGAAGCGUGAUCUAAGAUGUUAAAACACUCAUCAGAACAAAGGGUGCGAUACUGUGGAGAAUUAUGUAGAAGUCUGAAAAUGUGAGAGGUCCUAUCACUGACCAACUGUCCAAAAAGGUUUUUAAAAAGUGUGACAGUCGUUUAUUUUCUUAAAUUCGUUACAUAUCUGCUUCUAUACAGACCUUUUGGAAACUAUUAAUUCAUGAAAGCGUCACGCGUUGUGUGACUCGGUGUUAAUUAAGUUAGGGGAGGAACCGUUGAGAAUUUAAACACGUUAUAAGGAAUAGUGUGGGGAACGAAAUAUGAUCGAUUUACAACGAUAAACAUUUCGAAAUAUGAACAUUUUACACCUAAAAUCAACAGAACUCACUCACAUCUUGUGUAUCCAUUGUAGUUUCUGGCAAUUUCUGCCGUUUUAAGCUUGUUUUGCCAUCACUGUUAUUCCUGCUGGCUUGGGCCGCCUUUGAUUAGUUAAUGUUUAAAACAAUGCUAUCCUGGAUGGCAAAAGAUUCAGUUACUCUCUCAAAUGAAUUGAUUUUAACCGAAUGGUGAUGUGAUCACGUGACUAAUGAGAGUGAAAGACUCUUUCGCCCAGCCUAAGGACAUUUAUUAUGAUUUUUCCUGUAGAUUCAUGUUAGUUUUUCUCAGCUGGGUGGCGGCGCCGAGGUCAAAAAAGCUAUCGGUGGCAGUUUUGUAAGCUUGUUGCUCAAGAGUGUCGGAGUAGCAGUCACUGAAGUACAAGAUGUAGAGUUCAAGUGGGUAACAUUUUCGUCAGCCAUGAACUUGUUCGAUAAUUUUGUCAUAAUGCCUCUUCACACUUGUCGUUUCCUAUCGUGACGCUAUGUUCCCCAGUCAAAAGUGUUGCUUUCCGUUUGGUGCAAACAAUGAUACCUGGCUCAAAAUGAGGUCUUAGAUUUAUAUGCCAUUAUGUCUUAGAAGUUGACUGAACGUUAAAGGAAAUAAGAGGGGGAAAAAAACUUGAGCCGGUGCUUGUCUCCAUGAGUUAUAACAAAGAUUGUAGGUUGAAGCACUAGCCCCGCCCCGUGUGGAAACCUUCCAUUCCACCUUUAGCCAUGCAACCAAAUAUACAGCUACUUCUUAGAGCAGAAAAUAUGACCAAAUCUGGGCUCUGCAUUUAGUUCUUAGGAAAAAAAGAAAACAGAACUGACGUGAACUGUUUACUUAACCUUUUAACUCCAAGAUCAAAUUUGUAAUUCUUCUUACUGUCAACCAUACAAUUCUUAUAAUGUUAGUUCAGAGAAUUUAGUAUUGGAUCAACUAAUUAUCCCCUAAUUGAUAUAUUUCCUUAUUCUCAUCACUCAUCUGGUUGAUACUGUAUUGAUAUUGUAAGGAGAAAUUCUGUCUUGGUCACUUGUGGGAGUUAAAGGGUUAGGGGUUGGUGACCUACCCUCUCUUAUGAUUUGUCACAUAUUUAUUGCCUGUUAUCCAGUGUUUUCAUGUCACACUUCUAAUAGGAGCUUGGCAGACAGUUACGCUUAUGUUGUAUUUACAGGCUAGCUUAUUUCGAAAUAAAGGACAAAGUUUAUACGCAGCAGCAGUUAAUGGAAGUCGCCAUCAAGCAUUACCGUAGUCAGGUGAAUUUAUUCAGUACUCUAUGAUGGGAGACGCACGGGACCCCGUGUCAGGGAGUUCGGUUCAUGCACUGGCCAGGUCACUUUGUUGUGUUCUAGGGCAAGAUACUUUACUCUUACAGUGCUUUAAUCCAUCUGUAUAGAUGGGUACAGGCGAACCUUCAGGGAAAAGUGACGAAAUCCCAGGGUGGGGGCUGCGAUGGAUUAAAUUGUCAUGUAGUGGUAGACAUACUCUUAAUUGCUUCAUGCUACAGAAACCAGAACAACCACCUGCUACUUGUCUUCUAAGACUUAACUUUACUCGCCACCGAACUUUAAUUGAUUGUGGCAGGUAAAAAAGUGAAUCGUUCGUAUAGCAAUAAUAAUUAAUUCUUUCGGCCUUUUUUAAAUUCAGGCACUGAAGCAGUUAUACGUGUUAGUACUGGGGCUUGAUGUACUAGGAAAUCCAUUUGCUUUGCUUACCGGCCUGAAGGAAGGAGCGAGAGACUUUUUUUACGAACCUUACCAAGUAAGUUUGAUGGAUAACUUUAAAAAACAAAUGAUACUCGAAUUUAACUCAGAGAGUGGGCGAGAGACCAAAAUAUUGGACUAUUCUUUGGCGUUUGUAAUUCAAAUUGUUGUCAUAAUCUCCCCUUCAUAAUUAUCAUUAUGUAUCGAUAAUUACUUGUUUCCUGUUCUGUGCCGUUUCUUUUUUCUUUUUUUUUUCAUCUGAUUUUAACUGAAAAAACUGCAGUUCACAGAUGUAAAACAUUUCUGUACGUAUCAAUUAGCAUUUUGAAGGACUGUGUCCAAGCCCUUCUCAGUCAUUGGCCAGAAAAUGAGCGAUCCUUUAUAAAGUAUCUUCGUGGAUAGGAACAAAGGUAGAAGUGGAAAGAAUUGCAAAAACUGAGACAAGUCCGAAUACUGUUGUUUCUGUUUGUUCCAGGGUCUUAUCCAGGGUCCUGGCGAGUUCGCAGAGGGUUUGCUGAUUGGCGCCACGAGCUUGUUAGGUCACACUAUUGGUAUGUUCAUGAUAAUCUAUGCUUAGGUUUCGCUCUUUUUUUGAACUUGUUCACGCGCUGGACUCAGGAUACGAAAGGUCCGGAGUCGAAACCUGGAGGAUCAUUAAGUUAAAUUAUUGGGGAAGACACUUUACUCUUUAUGUCUCUCUCCAUUCUGUGAUACUAUCAGGAAAACCACACCACAUUGCUGGAAGGUUAGUAGUGAUGGUCUAAUUUCCGUCUUGGAGGAGAGGCCAUAGUGCUAGUCUUUAUGUAAUACAGAAACUUGGUGAAGAUCCAGCAUCGCAAGCCACUUAGCUCGUUGAACGCAACCUUUUGACUGCUCUACCUGACUUCUUUUGGUGAUUAACCCCUGGGCAUAUGGAGUCUUUUGAUCUUCCAAAUGUUCUUGUUUGUUUGUUUGUUUCUCAGGUGGUGCGGCUGGUGCAGUCUCUCGUAUAACUGGAACGCUGGGGAAAGGUAUCGCUGCACUAACAAUGGAUGAUAAAUACCAACAGGAGAGGAGGCAGGCGAUGGGAAAGAAACCUGUUAAUGUCAAAGAAGGACUCACAAGGGGUGGGAAGGGACUACUUGAAGUAAGUGCUAACGUUAGAGUGCUUUCAUAACCUCAAGGAAAGACUUUAAAAUUGGAGGUCAAUUAAAAUAUGAGAACUUGAAGUUCUAGACGGAAUAAGGGAAUGUUUUGUUACUUAGCAGGCGGUUUCUCGACGUAACAUGUUUUUUUUUCGGUUUUUUUUUUAUGGCAUGUAGAUGUGAACUUUAUACAUCGGGCACUUAUGCGCUUAUUCGAAUGAUUGUCACAACAUCUAAUCCAAAGAAGUCACUCCGGCAAAUCAGGACAAAGGAAACUUUCAUAGAAAAAUUAAUAGGGCCUCUUCGAGAAAAAAAAACCAAAGCGAAUCAAAACCGAAAAAGCAAGAAAAAGGCAAUUAAAUUGGUUCGAGCGCGCAGAAAGUGCACGUGACCAUGUCGUGAUUGCUUGUAGUGAGUGAUAAGAAACCAUUGCACUUUCUUAUUUCUGUCUUUUUUUUGUUUUGUCUAUUUUUAGGGCGUUUUGGGAGGUGUGACAGGAAUAAUAACCAAACCAAUGCAGGGUGAGUUCAUUUAAAAAAUGCACCAAAUAUCGUUUUUACAAAAGCGGUUUUUCUAAAUUUCCAAGUAGUUUUUUUCUGCUAGUUGGGUCUUUUACGUUUUUUUGUUUCAUAAGGAAUGUCUAUUUUUACUAGUUCGGCUUUGAUCAAACUCUAAACACCGUCAAGGGUAAAAAGACUCGCAUGAAUUUUUAUUCCGUAACUUUCCAAUUAAAUGUGGAAGUUCUCUUCUCGUACCUAAGAACUCCGUCUCCCACCCCUCCCAAAUCAGGACAUCUUCACGGAGUUAUCUGUUUUCCUUCACUUGUCAUUCAUUUUUAUAGGCGCAAAGGCUGGUGGUGCUGCGGGGUUUUUCAAGGGACUGGGAAAGGGUGUGGUUGGUGUGGUGGCACGUCCUGCGGGAGGUUUGGUUGACUUUGCGAGCAGCACAUUCGAAGGAAUUAAAGGGUUAGUAACAUUUCAGAACUUAACACCUUCUUAAAGUACGUUAUUUUUUUCGUCUUGUCACGAGCGUGGGAGAAAGAAAUCAAACAAGAAUCGCCACGAAGAAUCGAAUCUCAGACCUUUGGACUUCGCGCUCCGAUGUUCAACCACUGAGCUUCCGAGAGUUCCAUGGCGAGUUAGGCCAUUACUAGAUUCAUAUGUGAUUCAUUUGGUUCAACCUUAUGUCGUUCGGUAAACGACAACGUUGGCAAAGAAUUUUCCUAUUAGCAUCACAAAGGAUGGGCUCGAUUUCUGCCGUCUUCUUGGGUCCAGUCUUAAAACCUUUGUCACCAAGUGACCAACUUAUGUUUGGUUUUUCUUUUGCACCUGUUUGACUUGAAAGUUUUUUCUUUUCCUUUUUUCCUGUAUUUUGACGAAGCACAGAGCGGAGUGAAGCAUAACCAUUAAAAUCCGGGAGACGUUUGAUACUCGAUUGACAAUUUCUCUUGGAGAGAGUUUGAAGAAGCGCGUGUGGGGAUAGUUGGCAUUACCUUCUCUCUUUCAUUACUUACCUUGAUAUAAACUUAAAACGCAAAUGGUGGAACCUAAUCAUUCUAUAAUCAUUCUACUGUCGAGUUGAAUCCGAAAUACAUUUUGGAUACAACACUGGCACCAAUAUUAAGAAUGUUUUGGACGACAACUUGUCAGUUUACAAGGCCCUGAUGACGAAAUUUUUCUGCCAUAAUGUCACGUAUGAGUACAAAUCAAAAUUUCCGAGAUUUGUGUUAGAAUUCUUCAUGCUUAUCCGUCAUCUGAAACUGAGCUUCCUACUUUGCAGUUCUGCCAUCAGUGGAAGUGAAGUUAAACGAUUAAGACCACCCAGAUGUUUCUACGCUGACAAGGUGACUUACACACUUAAUUUGCCUUAACUUUAUCACUCCUUAGAUCUCAUUAGGAAUUUUUCUUGUCUGCCAUACAACUGGUAAGAUGCUAGUUCAUAGAAGUUGGUAUUGAAUCAACUAAUAAUCCCCUAUAAAGAGAUGUUUUUCUUCAUUCUCAUCAUUUGUAUGCUUGAUAUUGUAUUGAUGAUGUUGUAAAGAGAAUUUCUGUUUUGGUCACUCGUGGGAAUUAAAGGGUUAAUCAUACCAGAUGAAGAGUGCCGUAAAACCAUACCUAAAAAAAAUCAUAACGCAAAAUCAGAAAAAGGUUACCUUUUCAGGGAGCCAAUAAAAACUGAAAUGAAUUAGAUGUAAACGACUCCAAGCGCGGGAAAACGCGGAUACGGAGAUUGUGAUUGGUUUAGAGAAUUGUGCAGGUUUUAGAAACCAAUAAGAGACCGGAGCGAAGCCAGUACUUUCCAAGAUUCCUUUUGGUACUCGAUUGGAAAUUGAUCGACACAUUACGUCAAAGAGAGAGACUUAAACUGUUCGGCGCGAAAAGGUACUCUUUUGUAGUAUGAGUUUCUUAUUUACCAAGCGUGGAAACCGUCCGUAUGGCAAAAUCCCAACCAAGUAAGAACAAAUCAGUACGCUCGGAUUUACCUCAAUACUGCCUUGCCAUAUAAUAAAUUGAUGUAUUUGUUCAGGUUAUCAAGCCAUAUAAUCUGCACGAAGCCCUAGGAAACGCCGUACUGCAGGUAACGUCGUAAUAAUAUCUUAGGUUUGACAAACUAUCCGUGUACGCUUUCUUCGAGAAUGUUGAGUUAUGGUGUGUUUUUCUUUCCUUCAACUAGGAAACUAAGAAAACGAGAGCUGUCUUGGUGGCCGACACUUAUUUCUGUCAUAGUCGUCUUAAUACUAGGAAAACACUUCUUAUCACAAACAAGUAAGUUUUGAUACUAAGGAGAAAGCGUCGAUUGUGUUCGCCAGAUCUUUUCAUUCUUCAAUACAUUUUCAGAUUCUCCUUUUUAAUAAUCGAGACUUCAUUUUCGUGACCUUGGAAUAACUGUCCUUACAUAAUGUUCUGCUCAUGCGUGAUACUGUCUGAAUGGGUUUUCCAUGUAAUGUCUUCCUACUUAUGCGUAGAUGUAUCAAAUUAAUUUUUCGCAAAAUAUGAUGAUUUCGCAGUGUCUCGCGGUUAAGUUGUUUGCCAGAGGCUUCACGAUAUUUUGCCCAACUUAGUCCAAUAAGUGUUUGCAGAGGGGAAUUUCAUUUUUCUGUAUUUAGUCUUUAAACUUAUGGAAAAUGUCGGUAACAAGUUUAUUUUCUUGUGCGUCGAAUGAACAAGGUUGUUCAGUGGACUUUGAACAACGCUCAUUCUUUUCCUUCAUUGUUCUUACAAAUUUUUAUAUCACCUUCGGUAGACACAUCAUAGUUGUUGGUAAAACAGAUGUGUUUGAAGCGUGGCAAAUUGAUUGGAUGUGUAGAUUUGACGAACUCACGGGUGAACCGAGAACUGAAGGAGAAAGACUUGUUCUAAAUGUGCGGGUAAGACUCUAACGUCGACGAUAGUAUUGUGCGCAUUUUAUAUUUCAUUUUAUUUGAUUUGAAUUUAUUUAUUUAUUUAUUUAUUUAUUUAUUUAAUCGAUAUUUAAACACGGUAAAAAAAAAUUCAUAAGGUACAAAAAAUUCCAGUUCAAGGACUAAUAUCCUAAGAACCUAAAAAUCUUAAUCCAAACAUUAUGUUAACUUACGACGAGUGUCUUAACCCUUUAACUCCCAAGAUCUGAUCGUUACCUCUCCCCUCUAACUGGCACACAAUUCCAUGUAAAUAAGUUAUGAGAAUUUGGUGUUAGAUCAAGACAACAACUUCUUCCUGAUAAGUUUGAGUAUUCUCAUUACCUGGUGGCUAGAUAAUGUAUGGAUAUUAUAGAGAGAAUUUACAAGUUAAUCACUUCUGGGAGUUGAAGGGUUAAAAGCCAAACCAAAACCAAACCAAUAACAACCGCCAAUUAGAACAAAGGCAGAUAUGAAAGGACUCAAUGAGACUUCAAAAAAAUAAAAACCUGUAAAUUGCCCUAAGCGUAGGAAAACAGGAAUUACCAAGUCAAAAUUGGUUUCCGUUGUAGACUACAAGGAGACCCUCCUUCUCGGCGAAGUCCGUCGCGCGAAUGGAAAAAAUAAAUUAGUGAAAAAAACCGAUAUUAGGGCGUAGCGCAGUACUCUGUGAGUGGGGCGCCUCAGUUUUUUACUUAAACUGAACUUGACAUUUUUUCUUUCCUUGUUGUUCUCUUUUAGGUCAGAGCUAAAACAAAAGGCAUGUUAAAACGGCAGUCAGACGAUACGAAAAUUUUUACGCCCAGCCCAGAAGUGGCUCAG